This is a messenger RNA of Xyrichtys novacula (pearly razorfish), 57908 nucleotides long. The record is from the annotation of a GenBank genome assembly. Lineage: Eukaryota; Metazoa; Chordata; Actinopteri; Labriformes; Labridae.
GGUGGGAAUGAAGGGUUGGGCUGCGGUUGAUUUGGGUAUUCUUUUAAUCUUGGGUGCACUUUGUGCUAUAUGUUAUGUAUGAAAAGUGCUAUAUAAAUAAAGACUGACUUUAAGAAACAGAAAUAAGUCUCUGUUCUUUUUCUGAGCUUUCAUGUUAUGUUUUUUUGUAAGAGUAAAAUGUUAAAACUACUCAAAGACAAGAAAAAGUUUUUGUUUUGGAUGAAGUUUGCAGGUGGUGGAUCACUGGUUUUUGGUCUGUGGUUUUAAAUAUCCUCAUUCUACUUUUUAAGAAUUAUAUCUUUUUAAGAAAAGGAGAAUAAACUUACUCUUUAAUGAGUAAUUUGGAUAUCACAUUGCAACAUAUGGGAAAACAUUGUCUUCUUGUAUUUCACUUCAUUGCUUUCCCCUUCUUAGAAAAAAAGAAAUGAAAAAAGAAAAAAAAGAACACUGGAACAUUGUAGUCCUCAAAAGAGUACACUGUGUACUCAGGUCUAUAAAUACGACUUUUCCUCACUUAACCCCUAUAAUAUUGCUUUCGGGACUUAUUGUGCUGCAGCACUACUUAGUUGAGUGACUCUGUGGGAUUGUAUAUCCCCAGAGUUAAAUGCCAAUAUCCCCUCAGUAAAUUCCACGUUAUAAAAACCCACAGCAACAAAACCCAAAUUUGUUCGAGUGAUUCUUUUGGUCUGUUUUAGAUUUGUAUAUAACACUGAUUUAAUAAAAAGACAACUAGUUAGUGGGUGCUAGUUGUCUAGUCAGCAGAAAUUAAUGCACCUGCCAAACAGACCCAGAGAGAGAGGGAGAGGGAGAAAGAGAGAGAGAGAGGGUGAGAGAGAGAGAGGGAGAGAGAGAGAGAGAGAAAUGGCGCCUCGAUGCUGCGCUCACUGAGCCAGUGUUUGGAGCCGGUUAGGGAGAUUCAGUGAGGGCAGACACAAGACACAACCAUGGUGAAUACAAGGAAAAGCUCACGGCAGGGGAACGGUCCCUUUAUCUCCUCUCGGACUCGGUCUUCGUCGAGAAACGAGCGCAACUCCGACGAACAUGUAAGCCGGUUUCCUUUCUUUGCCGGCGAGCUAGCUUGCUCUGCUAGUUGGCUAGGUAGCUGUAGCAGUGGCCUCAAUGGUGCCCAACAUAAUGUUUUAUUCACAACAAAGUACGAGCAGUAAUAAACCUGACACCCGCUCAGUCAUGUAGGUACACAUCUAAAGACCCGACUGCCGCGAUUCGCACGCGUGUCGUUCGCGUUGGACGCAUUGUUCAGCUGUCAAUUUACAGGCUAGUGAUGUUAGCUCCUGGCUAGCUCCAAGUUGAGUUCCCUUUGUGUUUGGCAAUUUCACCCGGGUGACUUGUUUCACCAUUGUCUCAGCAAACUUGCCUCCAGAUUGAAGACAGGUGGGAGUUUGACAUGCUGCUAACAGCGCUGCUCCAUGUCACCGCCCUGGAUGUAACAGCGUUAUUGUUUCCUUACAUUUAAAUGGAGAAAGAUCUAGAUAGGCUAGCUUUUGUAGGUUAGAGCUAGCCCGACAGCUAGCUGACAGUGGGGGGAAGGGAGUCCCGGGUUCAAAACAGUUGGCUGGCUGAGGUCCCGUAUUUAGCAAGUCUGAACUUGGUGAACUUUCUGCUGUAACUGGCCUAAGACCCCCGGACAGCCUGUUUACACAACAACUGCGUUAAACGCGAUAAUAAACCAUAAACCCUUUAAUUUUCGUUUAUUUCGAAAUGUGCCUCAAACCUCAAGCUGUGUUUUCAUGCCUUGAUCGACUGACCCACAGGCAGUCUGACAGCCUUUGUCUCAAAAUGUAAACAUUGAGAUUAUGCAAGGCAAGGGGUUUUGUGUUUCCUCACUAUUCACGGUUGUUGUAGUGUUUGACAUAGACCAACACUAUAUUUCACCGAUGACAUGAUUUAUAUGUAGUUAUUCGCGCAUUCUUUCUUCUAAACGGGCUCUCAAGAUAGUGCAGGUUGGAAAGAAAAACCAAAAUACUCUACUUAAGGCUGCUUUGAGUCAGAACUUUUGGUUUGUGUUGAUAUUUGCACCCCCUGUAGGCUAAGAUGUACCUUUUAUCACUUUACUCGUCUUGAACUGUCAAUAUCAAGGUAGAUAUUUCUGACAAUAACUGUAAUGUAGACCUAUAUUGUAUUUCCAAUGGUAGAUACUGAUAAUUUAAUGGCAAUAUAAUAAAUUUUUUAAUGUCACAAUUAGUAGUUUUUGUUCCCUAAUUUGCAUCCAAUAACAUUCAACAGUAUUACACCUACUAUUCCAUGCACAUUACAAUUUAAUACACAUGGAUAUCUUAGCCAGUGUCAUGAUUUAGAGGUAAUAAAUCAGUAAGUAAAAUAGAUACAAAGAAAAUGGUUUCUGAGCAUUUCAGCAGCAACGUUGAACUGUGUUACUGUACACAUAAUAAUAGAAUACUGUAAUUUAGGGCGGGGAAAGGGCGUUAUCAUUUGUAGGAUGUUAACAUUGCUCAACAGCAGCCACCCUGACUAAGCUGCCUGCAGUGUCAGCAUAUAUUUAUUUUUUUAAUCAGCCUUGUGACUGCGGGAAUAAGCUAGUGCUGACUAUUUCAAAUGCCGUUUAAUGGCCUGAUUAUUAGGCCUAACCAAUGAAUCUGUCGAUCUCUUAUCAAAUGUGUCACGCACAGUGAAUAUUUGUUGCUGAAAAGGCUGUUCAUUGGUCUGACACCUAUCUCUUGGAGCUAUUUUUGGCAUUGAAACCCGCCAUGUAGAUAUUGUCAGCAUUGAUUGUGAUGGUCUUAUUUGCGUUGGUACCCAUUAAAGAGGCAUCCACAUAAAUUUCGUGUUUAACUUAAGUGACAUUUUACUCAAGUAGAAGUAAAACUAUUAGUCUGUUAGCGCAACAAGUGAAAUUAAAAAGUACUUGAAAUGUGCUGAAAGUACUGAGAAAAAAAAACUCUUAAAACGUCUGAAACCCAAGAAUUUAAAUUUAAGGCCUUAAAAUCUCUUAAAAUGUCUUAAAUACAAAUUUGAAAGGUCUUAAAAAUGUAUCGAUGUUAUUUACCCCCUGAGUGUUUUUCAGUCUAAAAGACAUUUAUUAAACGUCAAAUGGUCCUCAGGCGUCUGGGCUAAACUCAGUCUACCUCUGGUCUAAAAAUGAAAGUUUUUUAUCCGUCUAAUAGACUGAACUACACUGUACAUGAUCAAUGAUCAUUUUGCCAUCAUUUAUACACCUUACAGUUGUUUUUUAUUUAAUAUUUAAUAAUAAUGGAUUAAAUUCUAUUGUCUAGAUUCAGGCUAAAAUAUAGAAUUAUAGACAGGAGAAUUUCUGUCUAAACUAAGACAAGAUUUCUAAAAGAUGUCUAAGGCUCAGCGGGUACAAAUAAAGAUUGAUUUGAAGUUUAAAAUGAUCCGAUUUCCCUUCAUGUCCUUUGUACUUGAUCUUGAAUUUGACUUGUUGAAACCCUGGGUUAGGAUCCAGGAGUGAUUCAGGACCAAUGAGCAGAGAAAAGUCUCAUUUUACACUUGAACAGAAACAGAAAGAUAUUCACCCCAAUAUAGGAUAAAAGCACAUUUUACCAAAGUAGUUGUUCUUGUGAAAGCAACAGCAUGAUUGUGCGAAGUGAAUUUAUGUCUGUAAGGAGCUUUCGGUUUGUGUCAGUUUUGACGCCCUCUGGACAAAGCAGUCUUUGCUUUGCUUCUACAUGCUUGAGUAUUGAUUUCUCGCAAAAUAAAAUCCUAAGAUUAUCCUGCUGACUUGACAGUCAAAUUGUGAAUAUAUUUCAUGUGGAAAUGAUAUGGAAGAUCUGAUGAUAUACUACAUUGCUAUCACUUAUGAAAAAUUCCUAAGAGUCACAAACCUUACCCUUUGACAGUAUAAUUCCUGGCAAUUACAUUAUGAUUUACAGACGGAUAGUGUCACUGUAGACCUCACACAUCCUGGACACAAACUGCUCUAACGUCUGCCCUCAGGUGGGCUUUACAGAGAAGUGUACACAAAGUCACUCAAGCACAGCAACAGUUUCUUUGCUCAAGCUAUCACUCUGAUAAACUCCGGACUCAGUCAGAGUAUUGAGAAUAUUUUAUGUAUAACAACCAAAUCAGCUUUGUAUAUAUAUAUAUAUAUUAAGUAUAAAAAAUCCACAGUUUUUAUGUGGAAUAUGCCAUUUAUUAUCUUUUAUCAGUGUUUAAACUUACCCUCCUUUUAUGUGUAGUUUAUCUCAGCAUUGAAGGCCAACCCUCUGUACAUAUCGUAAAUACUACAACCAUCUACGUCCUGUUAAUCAUCAACCUGAACUGCACCUUUCCACUCUCAGUUUCCUCAUUACACCUUUGUUCUUUUCUGAAUAUGAAGAUUUGAAAGUUUUCACAAUUGUUUCAAUGUAUAAGCAUUUGUGCUACUUAUGUCUGAUCUGAUGAAGACUUUGUUCCUCUGUGCAUCGAGAGUAAUGUCAAAAAGCGGAUUUAUAUUCCUCGCCUGUUUCCAAAUACCUGGCCAGUAAAUCAGAUUUGGAUUUCUAAUUGUGCGUGUACACUAAGCUCUUGGUUAUUUUUUCCCUGUAAGCUGUGAUUAGAAACUUGAUGUCAAAAAGUUUCCAUAAAAAACACACAAUAAUGAGGCGUCAGAGUUUGGAAAAUGAGCUGCACUCGUCAGGCUACAAUGCUGCAUUUACCUGCUUGUCAGUACAUCUUGCACUUUUUCAGUCUGUCUGCAUCAAGCUAUCUGUCUAGUAAGUCAGACAAACCCCUCUGCAGGCAUUGCAGACAGUUGCCUAUGACAACAGGGAGAUACACUCAUAUCAGCAGGGAACUGAAGCUGUGAAGGGCGUGAGCAUCAAGGGCAUAUGUCUGGUUGGUGAUUCAGAAAAACAUUGAGAAGUUGGGCACAAGGUAUCUCGUCUCCUCACAACAACCUAUUCUGGUCCUACCCUGUGGGACUCAGCUGUCUUGUGUCCUUGAUGUGUUUAAUUUUGUCGUGGAUUAGAUUUUGCUCUUGGACAGUGUGGUCUUUUGUGACAUUUGCUUAAUAACCUGGCUUUGCACAAUGAUUGACAGGCCAAGGUGAUUUUGUCAUGAAAAAACUUACGGUUCUUACUUGUUCUGAUUUGAUAAUUCUUCACAUUUUCCUUCCUGAAAUCGCUAUAAUGUUUUUUUUUUUUGUUGUUGUUGUUGUUGUUGAGCAGAAGGAGCACAGUAGUGAUGUGAGUAGUCCCAGCAGUCCGCGGUUGGCUCCCCCUUCCAAGCGGACACGCCGGCAGACCGCCUCAGAGCCCAGCUCCAGUGAUACCUCCCCAUCCCCUCAGACUAAGGGCCAGAGAGUCAGCUGGGGCAUCCCCACCUACCGCACCAGGUGAAAGCAGUUUAUAAAUUUAUUGUAUUUGACAGAUAUAUAAAGUUUUCUCCAAGUCUGUAUUACAAUAUCCUGUAAAGUCAAACGGUAGUAUCCUCAUAUUGUAUUCUAUUCAGACAGUAAGAAAGAAGCUCUAAAAUGAGUAGUCUAACUUAGUUUUGUUUGUUUUUUGUCAAAACACAUUUUGAGUUUGUUUCUUUGUUCCCAGGUUGUCCUCUCGCAUCAUGCAAAAUGGGCACGGUAAUGAUUUGUCUUCUUUUUAACUUUGUCUUUAUCUAAAAAAAAAAACCAUAUGUAGGCCUGUCACGAUAACAAAUUUUGCUGGACGAUAAUUGUGCUACAAAUUAUCGCCGAUAAACGAUAUUAUUGACACCGUUUUUUAAAUUAUAGAUAAUGAUAUUAUAUGGCAUAAUAAUGCGAGUACACCAUGUCAAAAGUGAUUAACUUUAAUUUCCACACGAGAACAACACUGGUUGUUUUCGUUGACUAAAAUAUUUCCCUUUUCUCCCACGACGAAGACGUAACGUUGACGAGCUAAACAUAAGUCGGAGAUGACUAAAAUGUGACGAGACGAAAGUGCAUUUACGUUGAUGGGACGAGACGAAAAUGACGAACAGAGUUGCAAAACUCAGUCAGUUAAAUGCUAAACAUAUAGGAGCAGCUUCAGUCCGCUCUGACAGCUCUCAUCAUCCUGCUGUGCUCCUCCAACACACAGACACGCACGCGCGCGCACACACACACACACGAGUUUUGUGGUUGACGAAAACAAAACGAGUUUAAAGCCGAAAUAUUCCCACACUUGGGCUGUUGCGUUCGGUUUAGACACCAAAGCUGUCGUGUUCAUUCUGUUAGCUUGCUUUUCACUCACGACGCUCACUUGCAGCACUGUAUCCAAAAGUCUGUUGCUGCGUCCGAACUGCCCGCUCGGAUACUACAUGCUACUGCUACGUGCUACUGCUAGAUCCUACUCCUACAUACUAAACACGUUGGCCCAAUUCGGACACACUAGACGAGCGGUGGGGAAAGACGACCCCCGCAGGCAGAGAGUAGGUACUGCGCCCGCGCAGACAGAGGUAACUGAAGCCCCUCAUCUGCGGGCCUGGCUGUAGUACUGCAGCUGUGCAGUUUAAUGAUGGAAUAAGUGAGCUUUACCUCCAUGAUGUCGCCACAUAUUUGCUCAUAAAAUGAUUACUUGGGCAAAUAUGACACCAUGACAUGACAAAGAGAUACAACCGCACAUUUUUUAGGACAGUGUGUGAAGUUACAUGAAACUUACAUCUGUACUGCUGCGGUCCCGCGACAUGGUGCACGCUGUUGUGGCCAGCCGGCGUUCGCGACACAUUUAAAUAGGCAGAGCAGCUGGUGGCGCUAGCAUCACAUGCGCUUCUACAACUUUUAAGAGGACGAAGAAGAAGCCCGUGGUGCAUUUUGGGUCAGUAGCAUGCCCGUAGGAUGCACCGAGACCAACCUACAAUGUGGGCGUGUCUAGUAUCUGAAGUAGUAUCUGAAGUAGCAUGCUACUCGCUCCGGUGGCCAAUUCGGACAUGCUAGAUACGACUUCGACUACUACUUCGACUACUACUUGGCAAUUCGGAUGCAGCUUGAGUCUGUGUGCCUGUGCGCGCCAGCCCCUUCGUGACAAAGACACUGAAUGACUGACAGGAGGGUUCACUAACUCCGUUCAUUCCGCUAUAGAGCCAACGCCCCCAGGUGCCGAGAAAAAUGCGCAGAGUGAGACCUCUUCUCUCAUCCAGCGUGUUUGGUAGCGAGAGAGGAGGAAAACAAACGCACGUCAAUUAUCGAGGCUGGCAAAAUGACCGACCUCGUUUUUAUUUAUCGAGCGAUAAGGCGAUUUAUUGAUUAUCGCGACAGGCCUAACCAUAUGCUUUCACGUGCCAUACGAUAAAGGGUUAACCAAGUAUUUGUUGAUGUUGCAGCUCAUAUGAAUCAGACCGGAGGGGGAGAUCACUCCCACAUGAACGGCCAUGUGGAGCUGAAGAGGAGCUGCAGGGUGAAGAAGAGCCAAUUUGAGCACCUCAAUCAGAGCCUGCUGUUUGACCAGCUGGUCAACAGGUAGCCAACCAUCACACUAUUGAAACCUUUCUGAAUAAAUGUUUAAUGUGUGAUUACAUAAUCUGCAAGAAGAAAUUAAAUGUAGGAGUAUAGUUUCUUUAGCUUGCUACACAUGGAUUGACCAUUUAUAUCUUAGAAUACUAUGAGAAAUGCGAUCUGGAGCAAAAGUUUUAUCCCCUGUCCUCUCAAAUUGUAAGUAAAGCAGCAGUGAAGUUAGAGCUUUUAGUCCUGUGAGCCAGCAGUGCAUCACAGCAGUAAUUCUUUCACCAAAUUAAGAAGCAACAAAAGAAAAGUCGCAUUCUAAAUACCGGGCUUGUAGAUGUUGUUCAUAUACCUCUAAUACAAACUAUGUGUGUUCACAGCACUGCUGAGGCUGUCCUUCAGGAGAUGGACAACAUCAGCAGCAUCAGGCAAAACCGUGAGGUGGAGCGACUCCGCAUGUGGACGGGAGACACAGAGGAGGUAAGUGUGGCCUCCCCCCCAUGUGAGUCACAACCCAAUAUCUAAAUAAGUAACUCCUGAUUAUUUUGAUAUGUAUACUGGAGAAAGAAUAAAAGCCCUGCCUUUACAGGAAAACAUGGACAUGUAUUCUCGGGUGAAGCGUAGGAAAUCAAUGCGUAGGAGUACUUUCAGCAUGCCUGCACACCAUAAAGCCAUGAGUAAAACCGAGCAGGAGGAGGACGAAGAGGAGGGUACGGAAGGUAAGUUUUGUACCGACGCUCUUGUAACAAAUCAGUACUCAUAAAAACUUAAUGAACCACUUAUCUGAAGUGUCCAAAUCAUAACAUUUAUACCAAACAAGUGGGCGUGUUUUAAGUCGAUCAUUUUAAAGGUUUGGUUGCACUGCCAUCUGUAGAUUGAAAACACCACCUGUGACUUUUUAGAUUCUCAUGGGGAGGAGGAGGAGGAAGAAGCAGAGGACGACGAUGAAGACGAUGAAGGAGAUGAAGCGGAAGAGGCGGGAGAGGAAAAUGACAGGCCAUACAACUUGAGGCAGAGAAAAACAGUGCAGAGAUAUGAAGCGCCACCUAUUGGUAAAUUGUGGUAUUUCUAGUUCUUGAGUUAGAACCACAUUUGUAAUUUGUGGUAGCUUUGUCCUCAUCUGUGUGGAAACUAAUUCGGAGGCUCUGUAUGUGAAAACAAUUUGCCUGUAUUUCCUAUCUUAGAGCCUGUGAACAGAAAACAGAGCAACCCCUCACUGUUUGACACCCAUAGAUCCCCAGCAAGAAGAAGCCAUAUAAGGUCAGUAGCAGUUUGUGGAAAAAUGACCCUCAAAUUCAAUGCGAAACAUGUUGCUUCAGUGGCUGAUAAACACAGAGCUUUGAGCCCUUUUAUCAGUCUCUGCUGAUUACAUUAUUUGACUUAAAUGGUCUUUUAACUUUAUCUCGAUAAUCACGCUCCUCUAGAGUGAAGAAACAUGCCAUUCACAGCAGUGACACCACCUCGUCUUCUGAUGAGGAGCGGUUUGAGCGGAGAAAAAGCAAGAGCAUGACCCGAGCCAGAAACAGGUGACAACUCCUGCGAUCUAUCUGUCUUCAAUCUUUCGUCUACCUUUAAUCCCCCUCUGUUAUACUUAGCUUUUGAUUAAAAAUCUUCCAAUUCUCUCCAAUGUCUACAACCAUCAACAUCAGUACAGAGCUGGAGCAUUGACUGUCGCGCCAGCUUUUUGUGUCACUGUGUGUUCCGAAUAUGCAUAUGGAUGUCUUUACUAAUGCCAGUCUGUCAUUUUGCAGGUGUUUGCCAAUGAAUUUGACAGCAGAAGACCUGGCCACUGGUGUGCUGCGUGAUCGGGUGAAAGUAGGUACCAGUCUGGCUGAUGUGGACCCCAUGAACCUUGACACCUCAGUGAGUAAAACAUCUGACAAUGGAAUAGUUCUUGGAUUUUAUAUUUUAGUAAAACUGAGCAGGUAGUUUUGUUGUGACGGAUAAACUUGCUUUCUUGCAGCUGUUAAAAAAAGACUCCUCUUUUCAGCUGUGAAAAUGUGUUUUUUCCUCACAGGUGAAAUUUGACAGUGUUGGUGGCCUCAGUGAUCACAUUCAGUCACUCAAGGAGAUGGUUGUGUUUCCACUGCUUUACCCUGAGAUCUUUGAGAAGUUUAAGAUUCAGCCCCCCAGGUGAGAAAAGCCAAUAUUUUGCUGCUGAUUUCAGAAAAGAGGACUGAUCUGGUUCUGAGUGUUUUUUGUAUUCUCUGCUGUCUUUACGCUACUAUUGUCAGAUAAACAUGGCACCAUCUUGUCUCCUUUUUUAUUAGGGGGUGUUUAUUCUACGGCCCUCCAGGGACAGGAAAGACUCUGGUUGCUCGGGCGCUUGCUAAUGAGUGUAGCCACGGAGACAGGAAGGUGUCUUUCUUCAUGAGGAAAGGAGCCGACUGCCUCAGCAAGUGGGUCGGUGAAUCAGAACGCCAGCUACGCCUGCUGUUUGACCAGGUUAGACACAGAAGCAGCUCUUAACAACUUUAAAGUGACAUCCUCUUUAGCCUGGAUAAGUUGCCUGACCUGAUAUGACCUUAUAAUGCUAACAGAGGAGUGCCAUUCUCUAGCAGGGCUUUGUUGUCACUUUAUAUUAUUAGAUGGUGAUCAUUGUUUUUGGGGUAAUGUUUUUCUUUUUGAUUUUAGUGUAAUGUUCUGGUUUUGGUCUUGUUUGCUUUGGCUCAGGCUUACCUGAUGAGGCCAUCUAUAAUUUUCUUUGAUGAGAUCGAUGGUUUGGCUCCAGUUCGUUCCAGCAGGCAAGAUCAGAUACACAGGUAAGGUGAAUGUGGUUUUAACCCUCCAUGUCACAGAAGCACUAAAUGUUAAUUUCUAGGCUGUACUGCUUUCUAUAGAAUGACCCACCAUGAACAGUUUUGAGCAACUUAUGUGCACACGAGCCUUUUCAGUUGCUGGUCCCAGGCUGUGGAAUAAGAGAAUGAGACUUAGGGCACGUUUACACCACCCUGGUUUAGUCCGGUUGAACCGAACCCUGGAGCGUUUACCCCCUUGGUGCGGUUCGUUGACAUCGAACUCUGGAGCGGACCAAAUAAACGAACUCUGGUCCGCCUGAAGAGGUGGUCUCGGACCGCUAUCAAGUGAACUCUGGAGCGGUUCAUUUCUGGUGUGAACGUCAUCCACACCAAUCACAGGACAUGCACCACACAUAUCUAGACUAUUUGUAAUGGUGGUUGUGAAAUAAAUGUUGUCCGCUUACCUCACUUGUCCAGAUUGACACCAGAGAGAAAACGCAUCGUGGAAGGCUCUCAUUAAUGCCUGUCGCCGUCUCGCGCUCGCUGGCUAACAAGCCGUUUAUAUGCGCGAUCGACUAGCGUCUUUUGGUACGCGCUCCAGAUGAGUAGCAAAAGCAAAAUCAGCCUAUGAUGCUCCAUGAAAGGCGAAGACAGCAGAGCACGGUUUGUAUUCCCGCAUAAACUAAUGACCAAUAACCGAAUGAUAUUCGCAGUCACGUGAUUUCAGGUUCCGUUUUCUGGAGCGAUUGUCCUUUGUGAACGCAAACCGGACCAGUUAAACAAUCAAAACAAAUGUAUCAUCUUGCCUUGGAUUCGAAUCAGGAAAUGGACCUUUACGUGUGAACACGACCUUAUUCCUGACCUGGGCCUUUUCAAAUCUCGAUAGAAAACGUAUUUAUUUAUGCUGGCUUUUAAUUCCCAGUAGCGUAGUGACAUGUUAUUUUAUUGCAUUGUACCUUAUUCUUUUUUUAUAUUGCUUUUAUUAUUUUUAUUGUUUUUAUUUAUUCGUUUUUAUUUACUAUGUAUUGUAAAGCACUUUGGUUCACUGAAAGGGUUGUUGUAAAGGGCUGUAUAAAUAAAGAACAUUUAGUGGGGCUAACAACGUAAUGUUUACAGAGACCACUGAAUCCUCAAUUCUGCUAGGGGGGGAAAGCUACCUGAACCCCUUCUUUUGAUACAGAGGUAGAAACCUUGCAAACAGACAUGCAACAGAUCCCAUGAUUGAAGUGAAUAAUAACUAAGAAAUACAGAAAUACGCCCUCGGCACACGUAUGUGAAUUUUCAAAAACAACCCUGUCAGAAGUUAUUUUGUUAGAUUGCUGUAGAUGCUUCACAUUGGUUACACUUCAUGCUACUUUGUUUAAUAGUCAUCGAGCAGCCAUAGCUUUAGGGACUGGAAAUGCUAACAAUCACAUUUCUUAUUUAGACCAUUUCAACAUGACCCGAAGGUGAGGAAAUAUCCUAUUAUGCAAACACAGCAGGCACUUGAUCCUGGUGCGAACGGCUGCCAUCGAGAUAAUGGAAUCUUUUGUAACUGUGAAAUGUUAGAUUACAGUUGUAGACCAAAGUUGAUUUGAAAUAUGUGUUUAUGCUUUGUGUUCCGCUCUCUCUGCCAUGCUGGGUAAAUACUUGCUCGGAGCCUUAGUUAACAGAAUAACAGAACAAUCUUAUCUUUGUACCACACCAUGUCAUUCAUCAAGCAUAAGAAAAGGUCUGAGUAGUAUUUGCAGAAAUGAGGUCUAGUUUAUUUUUGGAGUCUGAAUAUUUGAGUAUAUCUUUGUGUUAUUUUCAUUGAUGCAUUACCUUUCUGCCGCCGUGUUUGUAAAUUCAUAUCUGAUUUAUUUCUCAUAAAAUUGUCUCGAAUAGAGGACGGUUAGUUUCGAAAUUGAACCGCGUUUGGAAGAUAAGUUACAGCUGCAUACUGAAUAACGCAUAUUAAAUCACCCUCUCUCCCUUCAGUUCUAUUGUGUCCACUCUGCUGGCGUUGAUGGACGGCUUGGACAGUCGCGGGGAGAUAGUGGUCAUUGGUGCUACAAACAGACUUGACUCUAUUGACCCGGCACUCAGGAGGCCCGGACGGUUCGACCGGGAGUUUCUGUUUAACCUGCCCGACAAGAAGGUGAGACGCAAAAAUAUUGUUAACAUGAAGAAGCUAAAAACAAAUAAAAAUGGCAUAACAAUAAAGUAAAUUUAGGAGCUCAGUUGUUCAGCCAGUCUUCUUCACCCCAUUUAUCUCUCAAAUCACCAUUCCCUUGUCCAUGUUCUUACAUUGAGACAUCUUUCAAAUCCAGACUUCAACCCUUACUCUCUCUAUUUUCUUUCUGAAAAGCCCUUAUAACAAUCCGGCUUGCAUAAUGCACAUUCAGAUAAAUGUUCUUUCUCUGUCUGUAAGAGAACAUUGCCUCAGAAUAAUGGCCUCAGCUUCCACGGACAUCUUUACAGUCGCAUACAUUUAAUCCAAGAGUCUGAUGCAAACAGAACAAUUUGUCUCCUGGCCAACUGUGCAAUAGUGCAGUGUUCAGUGUAAUAAGCAAUGUCAGUACAUGCACGGCUGUACCCCACGUGCACACCCAGCUGGAGACACGAUUCAAUCCAGCGGUAAUUUUGUGUUUUACUCAUAAGAGCUCAGCCAAGGAAUUAGUUCAUGCAGCCGUCGAGCUAGAAAGCCCAAUCAACUUUUUCUUUUCCUGACUGUUGGAUGCUUUUACCCGUCAUGUGAGGAGUGAAGCAGAUGCUUAUGAGAUUUCUGGAAAAUUAGGACAUUUAAGGCCUGUUCCAGGAGAUUUUCUACUUCUCAUGAACGCCCAAACUGAUAUUUCGAGUUUUAUAAGCGCCAGUGUUCCUGAUCAUCAGGCAACUGUAUGUGACUUAUCUCCCAGUUUAUCCUGUCUAAUGGGUUGCAAUGUGUAGUUUGUCCACACAGGAAGAUCACAGGUAAUUAAAGUCUAAUCCGCAGGCCUUUGCCAGCUGAGCCCAGUUCACUACUGUUGAGCUUCAGUCGGACUGAAAACAGUUCUUUUCUGCAAAUAACAUCACAUCCAAGUUAAGCUUCCCCCCUGGCAUCACCCUCGCUAGGAACCUUAAAUGAAGUUCGACUCACUUGUGUCAGAGGAACAGAAAGGAAAUGGUGAUGAAAGAUGAUGUAACCUGUUGCUCUUGAGUCAUAACAGAAAGCACUUUGUUCUUAAUGUCUGCUCAACGGAGCAGAAUCCCUGGGAGUCGAUGCAACAAAUCUCCGUUUUAGCAAACACCUCAGAACCAGUUCACACUUGCAGUCGAUUUCAUUUUGAGCUUUCUUUCGCUAUAAAGAUGAUUUAUACAAGUUGAUAUAUUAUUUACAGUGUGAUUUUUUUAUAUCAUUAUAAUCCUUUUUUUGUAUCCCGUCUGAUGAGAAGGUAACCCUUUUCAUUAUUUGCUGGAACCAACUGUCACUAAGGCAGUUUAACCUGCUUAACCCCUUAACAGCCCACGCAGGACUUGUGCUCUCUUUUGACUCUAUAUUCUGUUUUUUUUCUCCGUGUCUCUUUCUCAUUGAACAUCCCAAAUCUCUAUUCAGGCCAGAAAGCACAUCCUGGAGAUUCACACACGGGACUGGAUUCCCAAGUUGGCUGAGCCAUUUGUGGAAGAACUAGCAGAAAAAUGUGUCGGUAAGAGGAGUUACAGUGUAUAAAACAGCUUCCUUUACUUCAUUUUUAGCUCUAAUCAUUUAUGAAGGUAAUUGACAAUAACAAACGAGUGAGAAAAGAAUGCAUUAACCCGACUUCACACUGAAUACUUUCUGAUUUGACAUCUUUGCUGUGUAAAUGUUUGCCAUUUAUUGUAGAUAUUUACCACAUAAUGACUAUGUUUUAAGAAAAGGUCCUUUUAAUGAAUUUUUUAGCUUUCUCUUUGCUUUUUCUAAGAUUAUUUCAAAUAGCAAACAGAUGAUAUAUGGGUUUUUUAUUUGUCGCCUCUUCCCAGGCUACUGUGGUGCUGACAUCAAAGCACUUUGCACAGAGGCAGCCUUGGUGGCGUUGCGCCGCCGCUACCCCCAGAUCUACGGCAGCAGUGUCAAACUGAAGCUGGAUAUCACCUCCAUCGUCCUGGGGCCUGGCGACUUCAGCAAGGCAAUGAGGACGAUUGUCCCAGCCUCCCAAAGGGCCCUGGCUCCAUCGGGCCGAGCCCUAUCCCCUGCCCUUCGGCCCCUUUUGGCCAGCUCUUUCUCCUUGGUGCUGAAAGCUCUGCUCCGAGUCUUCCCCCAUGCUCAGUGUGCUGACAGGGACAACACACAUGGUAAGAUUCGAGGACGAUGGCAUCGGCUGCCUCAUUUAUUUCCCAACUGCAGCUUUUCCCUCUCUUUGUAAAUUGUUGAUUUUCUCUUGUCCUCUAUCUUGAUUGUUAGUGUGCCUCCCCUGUUGCUCUUUUGUCGUGUUUGAUUCUCGUCCCCAAUUUUAUUAUCAAAGUUCUUUGUACCACCAAACACUGAAAAUACUAUUAGGUAACCCCGACUCCCCUGUAGAAAGCAGAGGUGAUAGCACAAAGAUUGGCUAACAAAUCACCCUGCCGGCGCUUCAAUAACCCAACUCUCAUGGCAGUCAACAAAUGAGAGUUACAGCAGAUUAGCUACAAUGCAGCACCUGACCGGUGGGAAAUUGCUUUCAAGAAUUGUGCUUUUUUUUUUAAACCCAGCACAAACAUAAGUUCCAAGGUUGAUGUAUCACUUUGAAUGCCUAUUACAUCUCCCCUAAUAAGGAAAGUCUCCUUUUUAUUUAUGCUUUUGUGUGAAAUUACUAAAAAAAUGUCUGAGGUUUGAGAUUUAAACUUUGGAGAAACAAACUUUUAAGUGAAUUUGACACCAUGAUUCUCAGUAACUCCAGGACCAUUUGGUUGCUACUCAUCAAGCGCCAUAUUAAGCGUUUCUCUCUAUUCUAGGCGGUGACAAUCAACUGCUUGAAGAGGACUUCUACAGCGACGAUGACAAUGAGGAAGGCUCAUCUUCCAUCUAUGAAGUCCAGCCUACUGCAUCCCCAAAGAGUCCGCUAUUCCCCUCUGCAGUCCACAGACCUUUUCUCCAUUUCUCUUCGUGAGUGUAUAAAAGUUUUUUUAAUAGCAAACGUUGGGCGAUAAAACUGCAGUGAUUAGGAACAUUAAACUUCUAUGAGAGCCAAAACUAAUGAGGAAAAAACUUGUUAAAGGUUGUUACAGUUAUGUAAGACUGUUUUUAUACGCGCGUAAGGUCAAUGGAGUCCAGGCAGGGUUGUUCUAAAGGCAUCACUAACCUGCACAGAACUUACUGCUGGUAUAUAAUUGCAUUUUUAAAGAUUGUGCUGGUGUUAAAGUUUGAGAAAAUCAUUAUUUGGCUAAAUAAGUUGCGACUUUUUGUUCGGAGAAAGUUUCCAGUUUUCCCAAGUGUAGUCUAAGCUAUUUUUUAAUAGAAUAUUGAUCUCAAUUAAGUUGCACUUUAUUUUCUGUAAAAGUUGCCAAGAAGCCAGACUUUAUUAUAAGAGGAAAGUGCAUGAAUACGUGGCUUUACGGGGUGGAACAGGCAGUACAAGUGAUGUGUCAAAGGAGGACAAGGAAACAAGAGUAGAUGGCAACGAGAAAGCUCUGAAAUUUGAAUUACGAUUUCUUUCUAAAGGGACGGAAAAGAAUUUAAUCAUAAGAGUAUUGAAGAGUUAUCGUGCUCCUAGCUGUCAGUCUAAUUCAAUAUGCUUGAAAGGCAGAGACCAUAUACUGCUUUAUUAGAGUGUCUGGAGUAGGAGAGAAAGACCCUUCUGUGCAAGAGAAAUUGAGAACUGUAUUGUGUGGCCAGUAAACUUCAUCAGACCUUAAUGCCUGUCUGCUCUGGUUUUAUCAGAGUGCUUUCAAAGCUGGGAUUAAUCUGCCUAAACAUUAAAUCUUAAGAGGACCUCAGUGGAACCUUGCAGAAUUCUGAAGGGGUUUGAACACAGACAUUACUGAAACAAGCUUCUGCUGUUUGAUCAAUUUGCUUAUCUCCUAUGAUGAAACUUGAACCCGUUGCUUUUCCUCUGUUUCCAAGUGUUUGUUUUUUUUUCUUUGCUGUCUAAUUGCUCUUAAUUUGAAGGCUAACCUCUGUUGGCUGUAAAAAAUAGAGUUUUAGUACUAAGUAUCAAAAGGGAAACAAUAGUUUGUGCCCGUAUAACUUCUGGUAAGGUAUUCAAAUGGGUUAUGUUCAUGGUGAACUUCACUUCAUUUCACUUCACUUCACUUUACUUAAACUUCGUUAUGUCCCAAAAUGGGCAAAUCGGGUUGCAGCGGGCACAGGCUUUUUAAACACUUCUACACAUCAUAAAAGAAAAAACAUUUACAUAAAAAACAAUUCAGGAGGCAAAAAAGCAUUAGAGAUGAUUUAGAAGGUAAAAAAGCAUUUGUAGAAACUAGAAAAGCACUUGGAGAGCGCAGACCUCCGCCAAGCAGCUCAUGUCCCCCCUUAUAUUGAGAUUCACACCAAAACUUUUACUGCUACAUGUCUUUUAUUAACAUUUAUUUGUGUUUAAACUGGUAUCUUCAUUGUUCAUAAUGUUCCUAAACAAGAAAUGCCCUAACCGGGAUUCGAACCCAGGACCAAGAAAUGCCCUAACCAGGGAUUUGAACCCAGGACCUUCUGGUUGUGAGGCGACAGUGCUAACCACUACACCACUGUACCACCUCUCCAUACCACUGUGCCGCCAAUUGGUUAUCUUUCAGCAUUGAAAAUUUCAACGACACCCUUUUUUUGUGUGUUCUGGAUCACAGUAUCCAGAACCAAAAUUUAAUGGGAUCCUCCUCGGCCUGAGACGCACCUCUGGUGAAAAUUUCAGGUCAAUCCGUCUGUUACUUUCUCUGUAAAGUUGCUAACAGACAAACAAACCAACACUACUGAAAACAUAACCUCCUUGGCGGAGGUAACAAAGUGCAAUGUGUGGUUUGCGUACCAAUAAAAGAAACCCCAGAUCAAGCUUAAUCCUUCCAAGAUCAGCGAGAUCAGGCCCAUAAUACAUAGAGCUGAUACCCCUACUCCGUACAGCAAGACCACAAUAAUUCAGUACUACACAAAAUAAUAAUAAUAACAUCAUUCUUUCUGUCUUUAGCUGUGCCCUCCAACAGCCCACAGCAUACCGGCCUCGUCUGCUGCUGGCUGGGGCCCCGGGCUCAGGACAGAGCUCCCAUUUGGCCCCUGCCUUGCUACACCACCUGGACAAGCUGCCAGUGCACCGCCUGGAUUUGCCCACUCUUUACUCCGUCAGUGUUAAGACGCCAGAGGAGUCCUGUGCUCAGGUAACACGUGCAGCUAAUAGUCACCGUCAAGACCUCGUCAGUUUCGCUGGUGAUCGACUUUAGCCUGUUUAUGUCGCUGCAGGUUUUCCGCGAGGCUCGCCGCAGCAUGCCCAGCGUGGUGUUUAUGCCACACGUCUCAGAGUGGUGGGAGACAGUGAGCGACACUGUGAAGAGCACCUUUCUCACCUUGCUGCAGGAUGUGCCCUCCUUUAGCCCUGUCCUUAUUCUCGCCACAGCUGAAUCUCACUACUCACAGCUGUCAGACGAGGUAAGAAUACAGCGUACACACCUGAUUUUUACUUUUUAGGUUUAGCUUGAGGCCUGCCCCAAGUUCUUCUGUGAAUACCUAUUGCUAUGUGUUCCGUUAUAUGAGAAACAAGAGUGUUAACCUUUUCGUCUUUUUGGUAUUCAUGCUUCAAAGCGUGAUCCAGAGGGUUUAUUUCUUUCUUUCUCUCUAUCCGCCGUACUUAGGAAGCGAGUGCAGCCACAUGCAGGGUGUCGCGGGCGAAAGUCACCAGCUCCCACUGAGUUUUUAUCUGCUUUGGUUCCAUCUACCCUUUCUUGUCAUUUAUCUCACUAACCACCUUUUUCUUCCGAGGCAUCUCUCGCCCCGCUCCUUCAUCCUUCUUUUCACUCGUAUUCCCUUUUUCUGAGAGCCGUUGCAGAGGCAGACCACCCGCUGCGGGUUAGGCACGAAGAGAGGUUUUUUUUUAAAAAGUGAAACUGAGAAAAUUGGAAGGGGAAAAAAAAGAAGUAGAGAAAAAUAAGGAGGUCGUACCUCUUAAGUCAGGCAACAGAAGGGCUUUAAUUAGGUCCAGGAGAUGGCAGCCCCGUGGCUUCUCCCUAGGAUGCACACAAUAUCAAUAUUCCCCUGCAGCAGACAGUGCAGCUUUUUUCUGUGUGUGUGUCUGUGGCUGCUGUUUUGGCCGAUCCUCAACUCUGGCUUUGCUCCAGGGAAGUCAGGACUCUUGGGAUGAUCCUCUCCCUGUAGUGGACUCAUUAAGGCCAAAACACUUGUGCUGUUACACCCGUUGAGCUAUUUGGGUUUAUUUACCACCUUGUUUUCAAAGCCGGUUCUUUUCCCCGUCUGUCUUUUGUUUGUUUUUGCACCAUUCUUCCUUUGCCUCCAGGCUCUAAAUUCACUUAACUCCUCUGCGAUUGUUAAUGUACACGCUAUGUUACGGGUUUAAUUAUGAAAAUGGAAGUAAUCGUGACCAAUGAGCUUUAAAAAGGGAGAUUUCUCUUCAUUACAUGUUGGGUUACUGACCAUGUAGGAUUGGGAAACCACCUCUUAUUUGGUCAAAUUAAAAUUUCUUUCGGUCAUGGAAGGAAAAGUAAUAAAACCUGGAAAUUGGGACACACCUGAUGGGACUAAUGGUUUGCUUAAUUUGACAUGAAGUCAGCAUGAGAGUAUCAAGACUGUCCUCAGGCUAUGCAGGCUUUUUUUUGUGUGCCGUUCCACAUUCGAGUGUGUAGCACAGCUAUUUUGCAGUUGGGUUGCAUCAUUACACUUGUUAAUCAGCUCUUUUCCUGAACUUUUUCACAAGAGUUAAAUUUUUCGACUUUUUUAAGUUAAUUUUCAUUAAGCCUGUAGGUUACAAUGUGGUUUUGUUUUCCCCCUCUUACUUGCAAUGUCUGUUAUUAGCAGCUGACAAAGAGAUUAGGAUUAGUCCAAGUCCUGUGAUAAACAACUGACUAGUUGCUGCAAUAUUUAAUGAGUACUUUUAGAGUUGACAUUCUCACUGCUUGAAUUAUAAUUAACACAUAUUCCCAACUGUGCCAGUCUUUGGUGAAUCUGUGUCUUUGUUUAUGGGUUUAAGAGAAUGAUCCCUCACAUUGGGGAGUUGCCCCGACUGAAUCAGCGCCUUAGGUUGUCCUGAAAGAGCUGUAUUCGCUGAAUAAGUUGAAUUUUGCCCAUGCUGUUUAUUCUUUAAAACUGUUUGGUCUUGUUUUAUAAUUGGCCCCACUUGCUUGAAUUGUUUUUUUUCUUUUUCCAAGCAACAUUGCCCAUUACUUGUCUCAAAGGAGGCCCAGUAGCUUCCCCCAGUAAGCCUCGAGGAGUUUAGGUUUUAAUUUUUAGGCAUGGCCAUGCUGCAGUCUAUAGCGCUUUAAGUGAUUUGGCGGUCUCUGAAAGUGUUGCUCCUCUCUCUGGCACGGAGAACACAGUGACAGCUGCUGUCUCAGCUCCAAACCCCAACAGGGAACAGGCAGCAUCCCUCCCCAGCCAAAAACUGACACUGCAGGCUGGGGUCCAACUACACAGCCUCUCGCUCCCUUAACAGCCGUUCGCUCUGCUCAGAUUGAAUUCAUUCUUGCAGGGGUUCAUAAAGAACUUGCUGGGACAUGUAACAGCAGUGGUGAAUGAAAUGAAGUUUGGGACUGAUAGUGUCCCAUAAGUUUAACUGUCCAACACGUGGGUGUCGAAGCAUUUCUAAAGAUGUGUAACAACAUAAGUUAGAUUAUUGAAGCUUGAAUAUUUUGGUUUUGGUGAUGUGAUCCUGCAAUUAGGGCUGUUCUGAUUAGAGGAGGACAUUUUUCGGGAAUUCCCGUGGGUCACGUGAUUCCCGCGGGAAUCCCACGGGAUGAGAGUCAUUUUUUAAUUAAUCCCGUGAUCGGGAGGGGACGGGAAAAAAAGCAACGGGAGCGGGAACAACAUUAAUGAAUGAUAAUUUUCAGCCGUGUAACAGAUGCUUCCAUUUUUGUAGUCAUCUCUCAGUGAGAGCCAACACUCUUGACCGCGCUAGCAACACAACAGAACUACAACAGUGGUUUGACUCCCUGUCACCACCGGAAGUGAAAAGCACUGCACUUUUACCUAAAAUAAAUGCAACGUUUUUUCAACAUGUUUGGUUUUAUUCAAACGGGAGCGGGACAGGAGUGGGAGUAAUUUUGAGUGGAAGCGGGAUGGGAGUGGGAGUCAUUCUACGGGAGUGGGACAGGACAGGAUUAAUUUUUUUACUCCAGUCCAGGAUUGGGACAGGACGGGAUUUUUUUCUCUGGGAGCAGGACAGGACAGGAGUGAAAAUCCGCUCCCAUGUCAUGCUCUAGUCCCGAUAUGAUAUUGAUAUCGGGUAUCGGUUCGAUAUCAGCCAAAAAGCAAAUAUCGGAUUAUAUCGGCCUGCAUCUAAAAUGUCUGAUGCCAGCACUCCGAUACAAGCAGUCCAUUACAGACUCCAAUCCGGCACUUCUAGCCAGCAGCGCCCGGAUCCAGAGCCCACGUAAUCACAGCAGUGUGUACUAAAGUACUAACAAAGUAGCAAGGGGUAACAGUGAUGUCGGCUGUGUGGCAGUAUUUUUCGUUAAAGUCCGAAAAAGACGUUGCAGCUGAGUGCAAAACUUGUCAUGCACAAGUUUGUGCCAAUAUUUGAUUGGUAUCAGCCGAUCCUGAAGGCUACAAUAUCGGUAUUAUUUCGAAAGUAAAAAAAGUUGUAUCAGGACACCCCUACCUGCAAUGUUGCGUCAAACAACAACUAUACGGUUGUUAACGUUUUGGUCACUCACAGUCAUCUAUAUUAAGCAUAUUUAUCAAAUAUGUAAUUGGGUUUUUGUGAAGAAAUAUGGACCAGUAUUGAAGGUGUAACAGAGAGCACAGCGCACUUGUUCUAGUUUUGGUGAAUGCUCGUGCAGACCCUGUUAGUUUGAACUUCUCAUCUCAGCCUCUGCUGGUACCAUCUGGACUUGAGUUCAUACAUUGUUACCCAGAUGUCAUUUUUGUGUUAUAAACGUGUUGAAGAAUCUUUACAGCCCCCCUUGUGAUCUGUUUCAAAUUCUUGAAGCAUAAAGGAUAUUUACUUAGAAAGAUGUCCAAGCUACAGAUGUUUUUCAUGGAUUUUAUUAAGAGCUGUUUUCUCAGACUGUGACUUAUUACCAUCUUCCACUCUGUCACUGUAAUACCAAAGUGGAGGCAUUUCAUCUCUGAAAACUCAGACAGAUAUAUACAGUAGUUUUGGGGUAUGUCAGGAAGUCUGACAUGUCAAUUCUGAAGUUUGCUCUAACUUUUUGCGAUUUCACAAAACAAACUUGGAGCAAACAAACUCACUUUAGUCUCAGAUGAGUAUCGAUCACACCAGCAAACCGGUAUCAGAUUUCAUUCUUUGUUUGCUCUGCUCAGACAGACACCACACAUUUUCUUUGUACUUUGAGCUCUCUUACACCCUCUCCAACUUUUCUACCACUCAAGCUUUAGCUGCUGGUACCAACAAAAACCAUAACCUGCUUCAUACCACAAAGGGGGUAUCAGAAACCCCUUAUGUCCUCCUUGUUUUUCUCCUUCCUUCCUUGUAUUUCUCUUUCACUGAGAAGAGAGUGGAAAGUACACAAAGAGGGGAUAAGAAAGAACCGAACAGAAGGCGCUGGGAGAAAAGAGAGAACAAACAAACCAGGGAUAAGGACGUGGAUCGAUGUGAAAGACAGAUAGAGGGAGAUAUAAAGCAAAAAGUUAGAGCUUAGUCAGCAACAGGGAUUCCCAUUGGCAGUGGCUUUGAGCUCCGACUGUGGAAAGGGGAUCUUUAAAGCCCUCUGUAGCUCCAGUGGAGAUGCUUGAAAGAUUUGGCCUAAGAACAGACAUGUCUCUGCAGUGGAAGUCUCUGCACUGACUCAAAAAAAAAAAAAUCCAAAACCAUUGUCUACGAACACAGUUUGUCAAAAAUGUACCAUGCAAAGAUGAGACCCCACAUAAACAUGAUCUAAAAACAUGGAGGACUUCCUCUCAGGUCUGACGAAUCAAAACUUAACAAUCAUGGACUUUUCAGUGAUGAUGUAUGGGUGCAAAAAUACCUGUGGCAUGGUUAGUUUAUGCAUCAAGAAAGGCACCAUCAAUGCUGAACUACACACACAGAGAUUUUGGAGCAACACAUAAUGUCAACCAGAGAAUACCUUGCCUAAUACACUAAGAGAAAGCCUAACUACAGCAUUGCUCUCUAAUGGAAGAGUCUAGGUGCUAAAGCUCUCCCUACUUAUUACCUACGAAGCACAUUUGGUGCAUUAUAACACAAGUGACAACAAAGGCGAUCCCAAACUUUUGAACAGCUGAAUUUCUGUCAUACACCCCAGAAACACCCCAGAGACUGAUGUCUUUGGGUCCUAAAUGUUUACACCGUUGUCAAAGGGAGAGGUCAUGCAAUAUUUUCAAUCAAAUCCAGGUUUUAAUAAUAUACAAGCUGAUUUUUAACCACCAUCCUCUGGUUCUUUCUGACGCAGGUGAGAAGUAUGUUCCAGAGAAGCUACGGGGAAGUAGUGACACUGUGCCCUCCAGGAGAAGAGGACAGGAGGAACUUUUUCUCUGAUCUGCUCCUGGUCCAAGCGGCCAGGGGUCCCCCUCGCCUCAGGAAUACAGGUAACUUCUGUCCUCACUGUGGCAUUCAGAAUGAGACAGCCCCCCGAUUAGUUUUUGCAGUCACCUAGAGGGCAGUGUUGACCACCUUUGCUUUGUCACUUCCAGGACCGUUUUCAUCCGUAUCUUGUAGACCUUUUUAGUACAUCCAGUGAAAGGCAGAUAAGCAGAUGUUUUUGUGUAUUUUACAUUUGUGCAUUUGAGAUAAAUUUUGAAGAUGCUGAUUUUAAAUGUUAGGCAGCGUUAUUGUUUCAGCUGAAUCCUGCGUUUUUCUUAACACCUCUGUUUUCUCUAUUUUUUUUCUUUAAGAUAUCAAAUUCAGACCCCCUCACCUCUUGAUCAAACCCUCACCCACCCUUCAACUUUCAUUGCCCUCCGCUUUAGCGCUCCCCCUCUGUUCCAGCUCAAUAUGAGGGAGCUGUCCGUCCAAGCUUUUAAAUGGAAAUGUUGCACAGUGUUCAUAUGCAGCUUCCUCAUUGAUGCAAGGCAGGGGUCCUCCCGCUUUACUCGCCUGGUUCUCUUCAGGGGUCCCUGCCUGCGUAAGACAGCAGCUCGGCUUCCAGCUGAGAGACCCGCUGAAAAACAGGGAGAGGAAUUGCAAUGAGAGGGCCUGAUAGCUAUUAGCCAUUAUUAGAAUCAGGGUUUGGAUUGCCAAGCAACCUGGGGUGCGUUCAAUUCUUCCUAACAAUGUCGGCAGAUGCCUAAGGCAAGGACUGAUGCCUAGGGAGAGGAGGAGUGGAUAUCUGUUCGCCUUUCUUCAUCACUCUUUUAUUGGUGUUACUUUUCCCAUGUGUUUUGAUUAUACUCAGCUGUAAAACACUUAGACGUGUUUUUUCCAGAGACCGUUUUUCUAGGUCUGUGUACUAUGAUGUGCAGAAAAACUGUUACGGGUCAGAGAAGAGCUUGUUUUGUUGUCCCACUCCAACCAUUGCUCUUGCUGUUUUUGUUUUGUUCUUGUUGUCUGAAGUGAUUUUGCCCGAAGGCUUUUGUGGUUUGUUGCCGUGGGAUAACUCAUAGAUUGUUUGUUGUGUCUCUGGAUUCCUUCCCGCUGUAAGAUUUGAAGUCUUGUCAAUAGACGGGGAGCUUUGUUAAAACUUCCAGUAAGUUAUUGUACUCUUAAGAUUUAGUUUCAAACUUUUCUUUGUUGUGUCCUAACAGAGAGGUGCAGAGAGGUACUGCCAGUGGCAGAAGCUCCAGGCCCCAGAGUCCUGUCAGCAGAGGAACAGCGCCGCCUAGCUGAACAGGAGGAGAAUACACUACGUGAGCUCAGGCUCUUUCUCAGGGACGUGACCAAGCGCCUGGCGACUGACAAACGCUUCAACAUCUUCAGCAAACCAGUUGACAUUGAGGAGGUAAAGCGGACAUCUUACUCCCACUUUGACAAAGCUGGAUUUGGGCUUUUUGUAAAAAUGAACUCUGUGUUUGCCUGACAGGUGUCAGACUAUCUGGAGGUUAUUCGGCAACCCAUGGACCUGUCGACUGUCAUGACCAAGAUUGAUACCCACAAGUAUCUGACAGCAAAGGACUUCCUGGUGGACAUCGACCUCAUCUGCAGUAAUGCUUUAGAGUACAACCCUGACAAGGAUCCUGGAGGUGAGAAGGAAAACUGUUGAAAUUUUCCUAAAACUGAUUAUGAAGAUCUAUUAAUCGACUUUCAGACUUCUUUUACCAGGCAGUGAUUUGACAUUCAGACAAACCACAAUUACUUAUAAUCGAAGGACUAAGUGUGACCAUGUGUUUCUACAGUCGUUGUUUUGUUGCUUUUGGCUCUCUGUGUGUGAAAAAGGAGUUAGAAUUAACACAUAAUGACCAGGGAGGCUUCCAGACAGUAAAUUUAUAGGACUGCAAAGUGGUUUUCCCAACUGGGGAAUUCAAAUGAAAUAAAUUGCACGCAACCCCCACGCUGAAAAAUAGCAUUAACAGAAUAAAAUGUAUGCAGCUUAGCUAAGAAAAGUCCUGCAUUUGCAUGAACAAUUAAUCGUGUCUUGUCUCGCAGUUUGUAACAAUGCGUCUCUCAUCCUUCUUUGUGUCUUGGCACCUUUUUACAUAUGCAAAAAAAUGCCCUAUAACGAGGGCAGGAAAAGUCAAGGACAUGCGUAAACUCAAGCGAGACAAAGAUGCCCGUUAUUUACAAGUGCAUACAAAUAAAUUGCCUCGGGGGGGAUGAGCGACAGGCCCUUUAAUGAAGAUUUACAGUCAAUAUUUUGAAUAAAUUUCUAAUGCAUGAUAUGGAAAGGUGUGAAAACAUUAAAAAGAGCUCGUCACACAGAAGAAAAAGGGGUAUUUUAUGUCGGAAGAGGCAAUACCAUUACGAUAAUUGAAAGCAUACAGUAGGCAUUUCCCAGACCAUUCUGCAUUUCAAUUCAUUGCUUUGUGCGUUCAGAUUUUCCUGUUCCCGCACAAGAACAUAUCUGCCCCACACUAAUAGGAAGCAAUUUUCUACCAGCCCAAAUGAAUAAAUCAUAUCUCUGCCUUUGCUGGCGAAGGUCCGGGUCAUUUGUGGGUGUACAAAUGAUACACUAAAGGGGGAAAAAUGCAAUUAGGCAGUUUAAUAAAGAAGACUAACGAAGCCUCUGGCUGGAUUCCCCAGCGCUUGGCCCAGGGAAUACGGCCCAGACCUUGCGCGGUACUACUGCUGGGGGAGCUCUAUAGCAGCUGUGAAAAAAACUCAUUAUCCCUCAGUGCUCUAUUUCUCCUUGCCCUUCAUGAUAUCUUUAUCGCACCUUUACGAGCAAUUACGUCGGCUGCCUUGUCUUUUACCUCCUCACCUUGCUAAAUAAUGGCUUUAUGUGAAGAAGGCUGAUAUCUCGGCGCACAACAAUGAGGUGUAAUGUUACAAAUGUCUUUUGCUGGAAGGAAAUAGCGAUAACAACCGUUUGACUAUGAAGAAGUGCGUAAGAAACAACUGUAUGUCAGUUUGUACUUGUCUGUUCUUGAGGCAGGGCCCCUCAGGGCUGAUGAGCUCUUGGCAUCUCGGCUGGCCUUUGACACCCCUUCUUCUGACAGGCACUCAGACUUACGCUGGCAGCAUACACAUACACACAAAUUGCCUCCAUUGCAGUUAGCGGGUCGUCUCGCAAUUAGACAAAAGAAGCUGGCAGAUUGUGACCCCUCUGCCACCUUCUGCCUGAACUGCUCUUCCUCUGCCUGCCGUAAUGAGAGCCUGCUUGUUUACUGUGGCUAGCCUGCUUCUGCCCAGUUGUUAUUUUCCGUCCAUGGAUACAGGAGCAGGCAGAAAAAGGAGGAUUUAAUGAUGCUGUGCAACAUCCAAGGCAAUAGAGGCGUAAAAGUCAUACGUAAAAUGCACCUUUAUUAGAAAAUAAGUCUACAUAUAAGCAUACCUGAGAUUACACACAUGAACCUGUGUAGCUUUUCUUGAAGGGGUGAAGACUGUAUUAAGACUUACAUGCAUGUCUGACUUUUCCCUCUUGAAUUCCCCACCAAAGCUAGCGUUAUCCUUUUGUUCAGGCUGUGAGAAAAUGCUGCAAUCCCUUUUCUCACACAUGCAGUGGAGUGGGGUGGGCUUGCUGUCCUGUCUUUGUUUAACGUACAUGAUAGAGUGUGGAAAACAUGCUUUGAACAUCAAACUGUAAAAGCAGCAUGCCCGAAUCACAGUAGGAUUAAAGAUACUGAUAAACAAAAACAUGAAUUUAAGAUAAUUCAACAGAGACACUGAUUGAACCCCAGGGUUUCCACAGAAAAUAAAAAGCCUUUUGUAGUAUCGAUGGUUAACUUUACUGUCUCCCUCUUUCACAGACAAGGUGAUCAGGCACAGAGCAUGCAGUUUGAAGGACACAGCCCAUGCUAUAUUUGCUUCUGAGCUGGAUCCUGAGUUCGAUCGCAUGUGUGAAGAAAUCAAAGAGGCACGCAAGAAGAGGGGUAAGUGCAUCACUUCAGCAGAGCAUAUAGAGUAUUUUACCUCAUUUAUCGAACUACCUUAUCUACACUUAUUUGCGAGUAAUGGAGCAUUUUUAAAUACUUAACAUCCCUAAAUCUUGAUUUCAAUAGAGGGACAACUUUUCAAGAUUAUAAACUUGAUUAAUCCCAGUAAUGUGGUGAACAUGCACUUCCCUCUAUGCUAAGGGAUGAUAGUUUCUAUUGAAGUAGAUAAAUAGCACUGAAUCUAGACAGACAGAUGUUUUGGAGGUAAUCUGCUGAACUGAAAAUAAGGCUUAGCUUGCUUGUAUAGUUCCAGCCAGAAUUCAUAGCUUCUCUGUUUUGUUUUAGAAAAUUUUUGAUUUAUUAUUUCAAAAAAGUAGAACCUUAUUUUUUUGUGGGAAAAAAAAAAAGCUUUUUGGAUGAUUACCCGGCACCACUUGAUGCGGCUUUAAUGUAGAGUAUACGGCGCAAGCAGGAGCAACGCCUGAGGGUUCAGUGUUGUAGACAGUACCGUCUGCCUUAGCUGUCUGCCUGGCAGUCUGCAUCUGUACGCUCACCAAACAGCCCCGAGCAGUGCCGGGUGCAUUCAGUGUAAAUCUAAAUGAGCUUCAUGCACAUAGAAAAACACAUGAAGAGCGUUUUUUUAAAUGAUGCUCUUAAGCCAUUAGGAAGUAAUGCAUUUCAUUCAAGUGGGCAAACAUUUAGCUCAGGAUAGCUUCAGCUUGAUACGGCAAUUAAAAAAAAUCACAGUUUAACUUUAGACUCUGUCCUUGUCCCAGUUUACAAACACAGGCUGCAAAUUGAUGUAUUGACAAAAGUAUGUCUGCCUCUUUUACAGUAGGUGGCAAUACAUCCUGUUUCAGCAAAAUAUUAUGGAACCAUCACAUGGUUGACCUAUUACGUCACUGUCACAUGCCAAAUACUUCCCGUCUUCUUUUCUUUGUGAGAUGCUCACCUUCCUUUAAACUCCUGGGUUAAAGCCCAGCAUGCAAAAUGUGGAGCAUGAGCAGAAUGCCUAAGCGUUUUCGGGCCUGAUUGACGUAUUUUCAUGGGGUAGAAAAUUGACCCACAAUGCAUUAUUGAGGUUCAACUUCAGGGUUCCUAUAUGGAAGUCAUUUGAUCAAUUUCGGGGUCUUAGAAAAUAUGGGAAAUGAAAAAUAAGGUAUCAAAAAUAGAAUUCUAAAAUAGAAAAGUAGGUAUUUCCCAAAAAUUCUAAAAAGUAGGGUAUGGAAAGUAUGGAAAUUCCAACUGUGUAGGAACCCUGCAACUUUGAGAAAUUGACUCACUAUGAUUUGAGUCUGACUGACAUGUGUAUAUGUUCUUUAAAAGAGCAGAAAUGUCUGAAAUGUUAAUCGAAAUGAACGUGAAUAUUACACCCUUGAUGUCACUUAUUACUUUUUUAUUUCUUCUGCACUGUAACAAUCAUACGUAAAGUUUUACACACACUUUAAAGCUCUUAGUUUUAAUGAGUGACCUGCACAUGAAGAUGAAUUUUUCUCUUUUGAAUAAUUAUCUCCAGUUUGCACAGCCCUACUUCCCCUGCAGGAUUAUUGACUUCACAACUAAAGCCACAGAGGUCUUACUCUUCCAUGUCAACCAGGAAACUUAUCAAAGAGGAAGCAGUUUUUUCAGAUGUUAUUCUGCUGCUUUUGAUUUCCUAUUUUAGCAGUUUGAAAGGGCAGGAUGCUAAAUGAAUGUUGCGAGAGAGAAAAAGUCAACCACCGAAGAGGAGGAAUACAGUGGUGUAAAUAAUUCAUCUUUCAGUCAAGGUCCUGCUAUGAAGCUAUCAAUUAGACCAGCGCAGCAUGAUGUCUAAUUACAGCAGAGUUUAAAACCAAAAGAUUAUCCGGGGGAUUUUCUCCCCUGUGACAAGAUGAAAGAGCUGUGAUCAGUUUUCAAAUCAAGUGAUAUUUAAGUUUUUGGCAAGAGUUGAAAUAGCUCAUUUUCAGGGGCUUGCAUGCCUCUAUGCUUCCCUUCUGUUUUAGAUUCCAGUCACACUCGAGGUCUCAGCGUGAAGCUCUGAGUUUUUGCAAGCGAUGUAGUUGCAGUUUAAGUACUUAAAUCUGCUGUAAUUCACAUAUCACAAGUUGGUCACCUUUCUCUGACAGACUGAAUUUUCAUUUUAGCUUGUCAAAGUACUCCCAACUCCUUUAGCUGUAUAAGCACUAACACUCAAUUCUGCCAGUAGUAUGCUUCAGAAGUUACUCACUGGAUUGUAUAUGUUAAUAACUUAUCCUUUGUGGUCACUGCAGACCUCCUGGAGCCAGCUCAGGUGACGGCAGCUCCAACUGUGGUGACCAGGAAGCAUCACUCUGCAGCAGAGGAGCCGGCCAAGAGCAGCACUCAGGGCGAGGCCACUGAAAAACAGUGCAACAGCAGUGAGUAUUUCUAACAUCUUUGAAUCACUCUUUAUAUAACAGCUGACACAAUUAUGAUCAAUUGUGUUGGACAAAGAAAAUCACUGGAGUUUAAGUUCUUGCAAGGGCAGGAAAUAUACAGUAUCACCAUGCCACCUGUUGACGGACAUAUCAUUACAAAAACUGCUCAUGAUUAGGCAUGUGCCGUUAUGAAAAAAUUAAUAUCAGGAUAUUGGUGGCCCAAAAUAUCAUGAUUUAUGAUAUUAUCUCGAUAUAAGUGCAUUGCUUUUAACGUUAUUAAAAAAGGCAAAAAAACUGCGAAAUCACUUCUCUGUGCACAGCAUGACACGCACAAACAAUAUGAACAAGAGGCAGCUAACGCGAUGUUGGGAGCAUUAGCUUUUUGGAGCUAAAGUUAGCAGAAACGUCACUAACGUUGUCAAUAAUAAGCAGGAGAGUAGACCGAACUUGUUGCGGUCAUGUUGUUUUAACUUGAUUUGGGCGAACGAUGCUGGAUGGUGUUAGAAAUGUUAGACAACGGCGCUGCAACUUCCUUAUGGCAUAACCUGCAGAUUGGUGUCAGGUUUACCUGCUCCUUCUGUUUUGUGAAGCCGUAAAACGUCCAUACUGCAGACGAAACCUUUUUAAUAGGAGGAUACAGGCGAGGCGUUUCGUCAUUCUCAGUCUUCAACUGUUCUUGGUCCGGCUUCAUCGUUACGUUGGUUGGAAGUUGGAACGUGUGCGUCAACUUUUUUUUCUUCUUCAAACUGUUUCCAGUUUACAGAGUGGACACACUCUAACAGCAUUUUGGGUGGCCGCAAUGCAUUGUGGGUGUAAAAUUUUGUUGUGAAAUUUCUCUAUUUUCUCUGUUCAUGUUCCCGUUUUUGUUAGACUGGCAUUAAUGUACUUAUUCGAGAGUUUGUUUUGGACUUGGGACUACUUUUGUGGGGUUUUUUUUGUACAUUUUGCUAUCGACACCUUGGCUUUGACACCGUGGGUAAGAUUACAAGCGGGUUGGGUUGGUAAGUACUCGGCUUCACUCGCCUCUGCUGAGUGAUGCUGCCACUAAUCUUCAAAUUAUAAUUGUGGAACGAUUAUUACAGCACUGUGAUUUAAUCAUCGCGGCCGUUUAAUAUUGCAUAUCGCAAUUAAUCGUAUAUCGGCACAUCCCUACUCAUGAUAAAGUUAAUAAUUACAAGAACCACUGUAUGAUAUUUCACUGAAAUACUAACCAUGUAAAUAGAUGCAUGAUCAGCUGCAUGUGAUCACAAAUACACACUUAUUUAGUCUUUUUUUGAAGCGAUGUCCUUAACCCCUCAAGCAAGUCUCUCCAAGUACACUUACCUUCCUGUUGGAGUCCAGACAUUCAGACUGUGUCUUUGUCUAGUUUAUGACGCAGCAGUAAGCAGCUGCGUUGUAUCACAACAGUGUACCAAGAUGUAUAUAGCGCCAGACAGCUGCCGGCUCACACGUACACAUGCAUUUCUCAGCAGCGGAGAAGCAUCACACUGAGCGGUCUCAUUAUCGAGGCUGCUCUCUCCAAACCACUUAGAAACACGACCACGCCACAGAGCAAUUACAUGCCCACCUCUGGCAAACGGCAGGUGCCUGCGGGUGAAUAGGGGGCUGGGAAUGGGCAGGGGGGCAGACUAAUGAGGUUGUUACCCGAGCGAAUACGGGUAAGCAGGUUUAACACGAGAUCUUUGAAAUGCCCUCCAGCCUCCACCAGCGCAGUGAAAAAAAGAGGAUGUGAUGAGCUGAAAGGGGACGCCUGCAAAAGUCAUAAUAUCAAAAUUAAGAUGAAGACGUACAAAAUUAUGAUGGUGGAGUAUUUUACAUUAGAAACAACAAACCCUCUGACUGAAAUACUUUUAUCUUCUGAUAAGUCGACUUCUCUUCUGUAUCCGUCUUUUGUUUUAUAAAACCUGAUCAUUGAUGUUGUUUUUGAUGCUGCCAGAAUUCAGGCUUCUGGAUAUUCGUAGUUCAUCACUUCAACACUGGGUGGUGCUUGUCCCUCAUGAGAGCAUCCUUUAUAGAUCUCUGCUUUGAGAGUAAACCAUUUCUUCUACCAGGGAGAUACUCUCUCUGCUCAUGAGGGUUUAGGGUCUUGGACUUCAUCCAUGCUGUAAGACCCAGGAAAUCUUUAAGUCUCAAGCUCACUGUACUUUGUCUUGUCCUGAUAAGCUGCUAGUGAACAGUUACAUAAAUUAGGAGCUAAUAUUUUACCUCAUAUUCCCAGGGUUCCUACACAGUUGGAAUUUCCAUAUUUUUAUUUUUAGGAAUUUUUUUUUGAAAUACCUACUUUUCUGUUUUAGAAAACAGUAUUUUAGAACUGUGGGAAUAUAGUCUGUAAACAUAAAUAUUUUUCCAUACUUUAUUUUUCAUUUUUCAUACUUUUUAAGACCUGGAAAUUGAUCAAAUUUAUUUCCAUACUUCUCCAUAUUUGAGUAGGAACCCUGUAUUCCUGUCAAACUGUGGUGAUAUUGUAAAACAAACCAAUAAAGUAUAUCAGUCACUAACUUCGGCUUUAAUUGCUCAGUGGAUUUCUCAACUUUCUUUGAACUUUGUCAACAAAAAUCUUUAGGAAAUAAUAAAACAUUUGUCGAUAUUUAUAGACAUUCCCUUUGUCUCAUUUUGUCACACAGCUGUUAAUAAUGAACUCAUCUUAAUGAACACUGAAAAGGUACACGAAGUGAACAAAAUGUCAAUAAUAACAUACUGAUUCACUUUGAAGGAGAAUAAUGUCUGAGUGAAAAAACGAGCAAAUGAUUGUGACACCUCUUCUUCUGAUAGCACACAGAGACUCAUAUAUUUCACUUUCAGCAGUACUUGUUAUCUACCAAACUGAAUGUCACAGAUGUGGAUCACCAAUUUAGAUGCUCUUGGGAGAGUUGUUAUCACACUCCACCAGAGACUUAAUUAAUUAGCCGAACUGAGGUGAUUAAUUUGUGACAUCGGCAGCCGGUUUUCACCUGGAGCACCUCAGCAAGGCAGCUAUUAGGCUAAUUGAUCGCCGAGUCGGGCGUGUCUGCAGAUACGACUCUACCUCAUAAAAGUAGAAUAUCUGGUGGUGAAGAGGACAAUUUUCUUUCUGUGUUGAUGGGGAAGAAAUCAACUGUUCAUUAAGCUGUGCUCACUGCAGCAAGGUCGUUUUGAAGUUGGCUUCUGUGAGGGUCAGGACACAUAAAGUAUAAAAUUAUCCUUGAUGAUUAUUUCCUGCAGAGAGGAGCCUAUCAGAAGCUGUUUUGGUAUCUGCAAUUUUAUAGGGCUUUUUAUCUGGGCCACCUCCGCCUCUCGCUCUUCCAUCCUACUCUUCUUCUUUCUGCCCAGAGCUGAGAAAUACCUGUGACAUUCAGAUGUAACCAAGAGUGGAUGCGGGGGACGGGAUGCAAUGACUGGAACUGUGGUCACAGUUGCGCAAAUGGCUUUUUAAAAGCCAAGUAUGUCUCUGGACCAGGUGUGAAAAGCAGCGGCUGUUUAUAAGCUGAGAUCAAGGUGAUCAGGGCAGCUUCACGGUCAGCCAGAGGGUGGAAGAAGUGAGACCUCGCCGCUGUUGAUGCAAGAGGAAACUGCAUAAAGGAUGCGUUUUCCAUUAGUCUGCAUGAGUAACGCCGUCACAGUUCCUCUCCUGUCACUCUCUCACAGCCCUUCCCUCAAUCCUCCCACAUCUCGCCACUUCCCCCCCAAGGAGCAGCAGAACACCCAAAGCCCAUUACCUGAGCCACAGCUCAGGGUUCACACAGAGGACAUCACAUCAUGGAUCUGGUUCAUGUGAAGUGUCUUCCAUUGAUUCAUAAUUAAUGCCCUCCAGUUACUCUUAUGAGAAAAACUGACUGCCAUGUAAAUCAGAUUUCUUUUUCCAGUGACAGACAAAAAUUUCCAAACUAGAUAUAGAUUUCUGAUUAUUCUCUUGGUGCUUGAAAUGGUGUGCUACCUUUUCAGAAGUUUUUGUUUUUAUGGCCCCUAAUUCAGCUGCUGAAUUCUUUUGCGGGGGAAAAGAAAAACGCUGCAUAAUGUGUCCUCCAGUUGACUUAAUCGCACGCCCAAGGCAACAGUUGCCAGGCUGCGCUCGUAUAGAUGGGACACUGCUGUUUCUUGCCUCUCCCAUCAGAGUGGAGACUGUUAUCCUUCCAUUGUCAAUGUCAAUCCAUCACAAGACCUUGAUGGGAUAUUUGAAGACAUAAUAAACACUUGAGCUGCUCUUACCUCAGGGUGAAGUGGUUACUAAAAGAAGGCCUGUUGUUUGCCCAGGACAGAUUGGGCCGCAGGCACCCAGCCUCACAAUGCUGCUAUUGUCCCAAUUCAGGCAGAAACAGGUUAAUAGAGAGAGACUUUUUGGCUUUGUGUAAACACAAAGCGCUGUUAAAGACAUUCUGCUUUGCGGGUUUGGUCUUAAAAUGAGGUAUAUUUAGGACGAUUGUUAAGAGUCGCCAACUAAGAGCAACUGUAACAGCCAACGAAAACCAAGGUGAAAGUUGAUGAUGCAGUAUUUUCAUAUGAAGACAUGCUUUCUGCUAUCUCAUCUAGUUUUUGAACAAUCUUAGGAAUGAAGUAUUGAAUGUUGUACCCAUGCACUUUAACUUCAUGUAUAACCAGAUCCAAUUCUUCUCCUCGUACUUGGGAAAUAAGUCGUGUACACUCUUAUGUACAAGGUGCAAGCGCACAAGGUCUGUCCUUGAGUAAUUCGCUGGCAAAUUGAUUCAUAAAAGUUUAGUUCUUUUGACGCAACUGCUACACCAAAGUUAGCUGUAACGGUAAGUCAUAUCUGAAAACAUACAACACAAACAACUAAAAAAAAACAGUAUAAACUUCACAUAAAAUAACGUACUUCAAAUUACAUUACAUCCUCUUUGAGCCAGUUGCAUACAAGAGUUUAAUUGGUGAUUGGGUGCCUUGAGCCUUGAUUUAAGUUUUGUUUUAAAAACCCUGAAGAGUGUGCAGUCUCUGAUAUUGGUCUUAUAUUGGUUGGAAUUGAAUUCCAGAGGUAAAUGUCAUCUUGUUCUGAGCGUGCAAUAUUUCUUCAGCUUCCUCAGGGAUGGAAUUAUUCAGUACCCACAACACAAAGCGAGGCACAAAGUAAAGCAUCUUGCCUGGAACAGAAUGUUAAAUGAUAUUAUUCAUUAUUAGACCUGGACACUGAUUCUCCCCUGCUAGUUCUCUGCUACCAGGCAAAAACAAUCUUGAGUUGCACUCUGACACUCGGUGGUGCUGACUAAUACAUUCCUUACAAAGCAUGAAAAGCCCAGAGCGAAUAAGCACUGAGGUAGUAGAGCGCACUGCCUAAGCUGCCAUUUUGUUGGCACAGAUGCCUCUCGGAUCAUUGCAGUACCAAGCGUGAAAUGAAUGUAAAAUCAUCCAUGAUGCCUCUUGCUUCCAUUUAUUGUUUCAGACUGCAGAUGAGCUGACAUCAGUGUUAGUGUCUCUGGAGUUUCAUUCUGCAUCUCUGGGUCUUUCUACUCACAGCACAUCCUUAUGUAAAGGUUAUCCCUGUGUGAGCUAAGUAUACAUAAUCAUCAAAGCAGGGCGGUGAAACCUCCCUACAGAGUUUAAAGUUGUAUUUUUCUUCUGUUAAGGAGAAAACUAUAGUUUAUUGUAUAUUUCCUCUGUGAUUGCUGAAUGACAGCAAGCUGGAAAACUGAUGUUAAGUUUUGUGGUGAAACUUAAUUUCUGGAAAUAUACGGGUGUUUUACAUUUUCUUUUUGUUUAAAUUUUUCAGGAAAUCUUCCUGUUUUGUAUUUGAUCCUUUGAUUUUGGUGGUAAAUUCUACUUAUUCUAACAUAUGAUAUUGAUAUCGGAUAUCGGUCCGAUACCAGCAAAAAUGGCGAAUAUUGGAUUAUAUUGGCCUGCAUCUAAAAUCUCUGAUAUCAGCACUCCGAUACAAGCAGUCCAUUCCAGACUCCACUCCGGCACCUCUAUUUAGCAACACCCAGAUACAUCAUGCAGAGCCCACAAAAUCACAACAGUGUGUACUAAGGUACUAACAAAAUAGCAAGGAGAAGGAGUGAUGUCGGCCUUGUGGCAGUAUUUUUUGUUAAAGUCCGAAAAAGACAUUGCAGCUGAAUGCAAAAUUUGUCAUGCACAAGUUUGUGCCAAUAUCGGUAUCGGCCAAUAUUGAAGGCUACAAUAUCGGUAUUGUAUCAGAGGUAAAAAAGUUGUAUUGGGACACCCCUACCUAAAACAGGAGAAUAUCUAAUGCUAAUAUCUAAUUAUUCCCAAGUGAAGAUAAACCAUCCAUAACACAAAGUUAACCACGCAUACUCACAUCUCUUGCUACUCUUAAAGAAAUGGUCUAAUUUAACAAGUAACAUCAGGCUACCAUGAAACAGGACUGUAAGUGGAAUAGGUCUUUAAUUACAUGGAAUUACAGGAAGCAUGGUACUUAUCACGGCUAAUUGCUAAAACCCCACAAUGAGACCAGACAUGGGAAGCUUUUUUCUCCAAUCAUUGCUGACCUUUCGAAACGAACCAUUAUGGCAUUUCAUGAAAGUCAAGCCACUCUCCAGUCCCUCCUUAAAACCUGUUAAUGGUUCAGAGUUAUUACCAAACUAUUCCGAUCCUUGCAUGUGACUCACUGAUACACAGCACAUAACAUCAGUUAGAUCACUGGAUUUGAAAUACCUGGCAUUUCUAUUUUUUUGUUUUUGAUGUGGCACCAUCCUAUGUUUCUCUCUCACAGAUCAUUAACGACUGUGUGUAAAGCUUAUUUACCUGAUUAAAUCGUUUCUCUCUUGAGAGGAUUGUUCAUGGCUAAUUUUUGUAUUCGCAUCUGAUCAUUGGCACCCUAAGUGAGUCAUAUAUAGAGUUGAGAUGUUAAAUGAGUUCAGUGCACUUUAUGUUUUGCUGCUUUUUGUCUAUUGCAAAUCCCAUCCUUGGUCCUUUUAUGCAAGACUUAUUCAGAAUUUACCCUUGGUUCUUUAAAUGUAAUCAUGCCAAAUUGCUACAUUCAAUCAUAAUCCACUUUAGGAAAAUCUUUUUAUUGCAGAACCUGUUCAGGUUGUGAAAACAGGUGUAGGAGUGACUGCAUAGAAAGCACCAGUUGUGUAAAUUUCAGCCGGAACAUCAUCACUGCGAUUGAAUGUUAAUACGGGCCUUUUUGACUCUGUUCUGACCACUGCCUCGAGACUGGGAACGAUCAAUAUCAACCCCCCCAACACCUCAAAGUCCACCAACUGCAAUAUAGGGAAAUCUAAGUUAGGAUUACUCUGAGUCUAGACACUGUCUGGGUUGGAGUGGUAGCGCAUGAUCCACAAUCAAUUCAAACCAACAUCUAAUUUAGGAUUUAGAAGAACAGAUAUUUUUCUUCACAAAAAAGGAAUUAUAAAUCUUAAACCGGGUCUAUAGAGCGAAGACUACCUGUGUAAAAUCUUAAUAACUCUGUGUGACAGAUCGUAUUCUUUAAUAGACCCACAGGGAAUCCAAUUUGUAACAAAUCUGUUUAAAUUUGCAAAGGUGAGAGUCUGGAGAAAAAAGUAGAGUGGCUUCUCUGCAUCUACUACUCUGAUCAGUAAAGUGUGAGCAAAUGUAACAGUAACAUUUAAUCAGGGAGUAAUGAAGACAAUGGGAUCCUAUUGAUAUACUUUUUGAAGGCUUUUACCACAGCUAUCUAGGUUGUAUGUUUUCUUCGAUUUGAAAGAAGAUUUAAGAAGUUUGCAAAGAACUUGUUCUCUGUGACACAUCUCAAGGUCUAAAAGUUAAAUACUGUGAAAAAAACAGGAUUUCAAGGUGUUUCAUUGAAACAGCAGCUCGCAGCAGAGGAAGCUCUUUUCCAUUUACCAGGGUGAAAACUCAUACAUCAGUCAUAUGAGUCAACCUAGCUGCCGCACAUCCCUGAUCCUCAUUGCUCCUGCCAUACAGCCUGUCUGAAUGCGUGUUUUGACCGGGAGCAACAGACCUGUCCCUCAGGAGGCUUUCAUAACCUGCUUUGUAUGUACAAGUGAGCGUUGACUGACAUCCUCAACAUUACUUGGAGCUGCUGAUGCAUUGGGGCAUAUCUGUCUUCUAAGAGGAGGGCACCACAGGCAUUUUCAUCCCACUGGCCAUUUACUGAGCAGCAGAGAGGAGAGGGGACAGGAAUAAAUACAUGUGCUGAAUGAGUUAAACCUUCAAUUCAUGCACCUCAUGGCUGAUUUCCUGUUUGGAGAUGCUGAAUAUUUGCUGUGAGAUAAAGAGCCACCUUACAGUGGACUGUAGCUUCACUCUUAGCACAAAGACACAGUGGUUAAAUUAUUUCCAACAUGUUUAUAGAAGAUGGUGUAGCUGUGCAGGUUUUAAGGUGACAAAGAGCUCGAAGGGAAUCAGAAGGAAGCAGCACAGCAGUCAACGUGACUGAUUUCCUUCUGCUCUGGAGGCAAGGAUGGGAUCAUUUAUUGAUCUGGACAUUUCAUUAAGUGUCAGUGUGGAGUGUCACAUUGUGUGACAGAUGGCUGACCCACAGACCCCAAGGCCCCGUGUAACCAUGACAGCCUUUCUGGCCCCUUGGUGUUUCCCACGGCGUAUCCUAUUGCCUGUUAUAUACUAGUUUAGAACACUUGUGCUUUAUCUUUCAGUAUGAAUUAAUGUUUAGAAAUUGAUUGAAGACAGACUUGUUUUUUUUUUUUUUAAUCUUACCUCCUUAGAGUAAAGAAAUCAUUAAAUAUAACCAACAGUGAUUUACGCAAUUUUCAUUUUAAAGACCGUUAUUCUCUUCACUUGAGUUUCCUAAAUGUCCCAGGGUGGGUGUUCAGAGUAAAUAUUUCUAAAGAGAAAAUGUAAAUGAUUUAUUUUGUUUAAGCUAAAAGCCAUUAAAAUUUCUUCAACAUUUACAGAAGAGGAAAUGCAGCUUGAGAUGUGAUGUCAGUUAAUUACAGAUCUGCAAAAUUACUCUGAAGUAAAAAAAGGCAGAAAGGGAAGUGAUGAGUAAGUAUACUUUUAGGGAAUAAAUUAUUUUUGCAGAAUUAUAAGAGCUCUCACUAACGAGUCUUGAAAUUAUUUGACCUUUUCAUAGUAAAACAUGCCAACUUUAAAGAAAUGCAGCACAUUGAACCUAUCUUCUGGGAUAAAUAAAGUUCUUAUCUUCUUAUCUUAUCACAUAUGAUGAGCCUUUAUUGUUUCUUAUCUCAAUAAUGCGAAAUGUCAGCUGUCUCUCAUUUUGGCGGAUCGAUUUCAGUUUCUCCAAUCCAAUGCUGAACAGUCCUUGGGACUUGAAUCGCACGCAGAUUUUUGUGUGUGUGUGAGUGUGAAUAAAUAAAAUAAGUUAAUAGUGAUGGUCUUUGCAAUGGCAUCCUCUACUGUAAGUGUAUGAUUGUGCUUUGAAUAGGUAAAAGCCGUGUGGGCGUCAAGACCAGACAAGUGUCAUAUCUGCACCAGUCUAUUUACCAUUGGCAAAGUUAAAGGUAGUCUGGACAUCUAUAUGAAAAGGUUUUUAUAAAAAAAAGAAUACAACUCAGCUUUUCUUCUCCAAGUAUUUCAGCUUGAUAAAAAAUACAUCACUGUUACUUCUCCUUCUCGUGGAUGCAAACAGUGUGAACAAAAAUUCCAGCUCUCCAGACUGUUUAAUGUUUUGUUUUGUGACACAACUCCAAACUCCGAGCACCUCACCGUGAGUUGCAGGUGAUGAGGGCGAGGUGGAUCAAUACUCCAUUAAUGUUACAAGAUUGAGGCCUCGACUCCAGACGACUCCACUGAACAAGGGUGACAAAGAGCUGAGCUGGCUUGUGACCGUGCACGACACGGCUCUGCAUGCAAGAAGCUGCACUCAUACAGUAACCUCUAUCUUUUAUUUAUAUAUAUAUAUAAAACUUAUUGGUUGGAGGACAGCAGAUUAGCUUUCAGUGGGGACAUCUCAUGAUAAAAAUCAUUUUCUUUUUUCUAGAGGAGUACAACUAGGUUGACAUCAGAGCUUCUACAGUAUUUACACUUUUUCAUUUAUUGAAGUUUGUACCUUUUAAAAUCUUGACAACUUGAGACCUAAUGAGUUUGGUCUUUGCCCAAACAACACCUCAGUUUACCUUUGUAAAAUACUUUUAUUCUGGUUCAGCCCUUCAAACAACUUUAUCCAUGAUCACAUUUCAUCCUUGUGAUUUUUCUCAAAUCACUCGCUGUUUCAUGCCUCAUUUAUUUCUCAGUCAAAUCUGAAAGUCUAAUAUUUUUCCGGUUAGGGUCUUCUUGCAGUCUGCAUCUGUAUCUGCUACAAUUCUGCGCUGAUAUCUACAUUCACAUUCUGUCACUGAACCAAAUUUUCCAUCAUUUGGACUCCGCUUCCACCGAGAUGAGCAGAUGGAAAUGAAACAUAUGACCGCACCAAAACUCAUAUUUAUUCACAUAUUUAUUCACUCUUUAUUGCACUCGUGUCCUUGGUUCCAAAACGUUGUAAUUUGUUUCCCAGCAUGAGUUUCGCUGAAUGUAAGCCCAGUGUCCUAAAAAUGAGAUUUAGAGGGUAACCAUUCUUACAAGGCAAGGACAAGGUUCACCGCCAUGAAAACACACACAUACGCACAGGUCUCACAUGCAACAACAGGGAAGUAAGUAGAUUAUUGAAUAAGACAGCAUCCGUCCUGGUUCCAAAGGACUGUCUGUGUGAGUUUAGAUUGAUCGGGCAGCUGGAUUGGCCAGACCGGUGUUCCUGAAAACACUGAUACAUGUAUUGAGAAUUACUGGUGUAGUUUUCUAAGGUAAUAUUUUGAGUGAAACAUGAAAUUUAAUCAAAGAUAUAUUAAUUUUAAGGAUAUAAUAAAAAUGUUAAUAGCUGAAUUUCUGUUGCAUUGUAUAAUGGGGAAGAUUUAUAUAAAAUGUACGGAGGGUACAUAGUAUGGCACCCUCUUUGGUUAUUACACAGCUCAUUAACUGGUAAAUCAACAUCUUCAUUGCAUUCAAAAUAUAAUUAUUUUUUAAUCAUAUUAAGAAUUUUAUCUUUUACAGUAUGCCCUUGGCCUUUUCAGUUUGGAUUAAGAAAACAUUUGGCACCAGUUGCUUGGCAACUAACGGGGAAUCUAGGCUGUUAAUUGUCCUGACUUAGAUAUUUCGGGCACAUAACUCCCUGCAGUGCUGUGAUUUGUUGUUAUAACACUUCAGUUUUUGUGACAUCUUUGCAUAAAUCCAGAUGAGCUGUCUCUCCUUUACUACUUGUUUUUCAAACGUUUGUAACUUUUUUUAAAAUAAAGAAUAUUCCUCCAUUGUAAUAUUGGAGGAAGGAGUGACCUAUUCCAGAGUUUAACUAUGUUAGACUGUUAUGUAGGGAUAGGCGACAUGGCCUUAAAAUGAAUAUCACGAUAUAUUGAGCAGUUCACCUUGAUAACCAUAAAUGGACGAUAACUACUCCACAAGCUGCUCACGCCCUCCCACAUUAACUUCGUCUACUUCAGCCGCCGCUCCAGUCGCUCCAACUUUUGAAUAGUCCUCCAUCUCCUCACCCGUCUUUCCCUCUUUGUUACGGACAGCGUCUUAAAGGGACAUGAGACCAUAGCAUACAUACACACAUCCAAAACCAACUUUUAUUUAUUGGAUUUUUUGACACCGAAUAUAUAUUGACAUGGGCAAAAUGAUGUCGUUUAUUGUCGUAAAUUUCGGUAUUGGUAAAUUUUCGGUUUAUCGCCCAGCCCUACUUUUACACUAUGUUGGAUUCAUUGACGUGAAAUACACAUUAAUUUGUUGAUUUAAGAAUUUCUAGUUGAUUCUAGAGAACACCAGGUGUGCUCUGUGCCCCCUAGUUGUGUGGUAUGAAACCCUAGUGACUAAGAAGACACCAAAACUAAAGAGAGUCCUGAGUCCAUUAACAUUACCUGCUCUGGAAAUUUUCUCAUUUCUCUCGGCGAUAUGGGAUUUCAGCAUGUGUAAUUGCUUUUCGCUGCCUGCUCCCUCUCUGUUGUGAACGAGUAGUUUACUUAAGGAUUUAUUUUCCACUCCCUCCAGUGGAGGCACAAUGAUCAUAUUCAUAUCUUAUGUGUGGCUGCAGAGCCCGAGUUUUAAAAUAUUCAGAAGAUAGAGGAGGAUUGUGGUUCAGAUGAAGUUUUGUACCGUGGAGUCUUUCUGCAGUAUGAUUCAGGCGAAGGCUCUGCUCACAGCGUAUAGUGAGUUCUCUUGCAUGUAUUAUUGAUCUCACUCUGACAGUAGAUUGUUCCAGUACCCCCUGAUGGAAUAAAAAUGGAGAGGAUGUCAUAGAUUUUAAUUAGUCCAUUGUGAUCUGAUAUCUCUAUCUCAUAUCCCUCUCCACCCUUAAGCGCUAACGCAGGACCUUUCAAAGUUUUUUUUUCCUUUUUAAAGAAAAAUGAUAACUGUUUCAUCCUGAAGUGCUCUGAAUUAUGCAGCCUCAAAAAUAGUCAAAAGUGACUCAGCACGUAUGAUUUAGCAAUGAGAAGCCAAGACCUUAAUUCACUUUCAGGUCAUGGUAAUGCCACUCAUGGUCAAGUUUAAAAUCUCAGGGGAGCUUUAUUCUGUUUUUUAUUCUCCACUCUGUCUCUCUGCCUCUGCUCUUUUCUUUAUGAAAAGUUAUGUCUAAGUAUCUAACUGGAGCAAGGCAUUAAAUGAAGGCAAAACCUUGAAUUUUCACAGCAUUUAGCAAUCUUGCUCGCUGUGACACUUUUACUGCUCUCUCAUUUUCCUUUCCCCUUAGAAUUCGCUGCACCAUCUGUUGUCAUCGGAGUCAAACAUCUAUGAUGCAGCUUGGCUGUUGAAUUUAUCUGCUUCUCUCUUGCAGUUCUUGUCAUCCCUCUGCCUUCAAAACUACGUAAUAUAAGAAGUGUCAAAAACAAGGUUCUGAGUCAGUAACUGGAAAAAAUAUCUUUAUCAGAGUUCUAGGGCUGGGCGAUAUGACCUCAAAUCCAUAUCGUAAUAUAUUCAGCAGUUCACCUCGAUUACGAUAAAUGGACGAUAACUACUCCACAAGCUGCUUACUCCCACAUUAAUUUCAUUUACUUCAGCCACUACAACUUUUGAAUAGUCCUCCAUCUCCUCACCUGUCUUUCCGUCUUUGUUAUGGACUGGUUGGGGUGGAGUCACGUCUCCAACGUAGGACAGCGUCUUAUAGGGACAUCCAAAACCACCGUUAUUGAUUUAUUUGACACCAAAUAUAUUGACAUGAGCAAAAUAAUGUUGGUUAUUGUCGUAAAUUUCGGUAUCUGUAAAUUUUCGAUUUAUCGCCCAGCCCUAAGAGUUCCUGUUGUUGGCAAAGUCAAGCCAGCCAUCCACACCUGAUAUGUUGUUGAUUGUUGGUGCUUGUUUGAACUGAUGUUUAAUGUGUCCCUAUCUCUCUGUCCUCUCUCCAUCGCAGCUCCAUUAAAGCGGAGGAUUCGCCGCCGGCCAUCUUGGGGGCGGGGCAUCAUCCGCAAGAAGAAGAGCUACAAGAAAGGGACAGAAGAGGAAGAGGAGGAGGAGCCUGAGCCAGAAGUGGAAGUCACAGGACCCAGUGACUCGUGUUUGACGCAAGAUGAGGACUCCUCGUGCGAUACAAUGGGUCCUGAGCCGAACGGUCAUCACCCCCACCUCCCCUCCACAGAGGAGGAGAGCUCCAAUGAGCCUCCUGUUACUGUGACUUCAGAUGCCAGUGACGCCAGAGAAGAGCCAGCACCUACGGAAGAGAAGCCCACAGCCAAAGAGCUGGAGUCCGAAGGAAAAGAGGAACACAUUGAGCCGCAGAGUCCAGGAGAUGCUUCUCAGUGCAAAGCAGACGAGAAUAUUCAGGCCGAGCAGGCUGACAUCCAGCCUUCAAUCGAAACAAACAAGUCCUCAGAUGCUGAGGCCCAGCAUACAGAUGGUCUCCUGGAAUCGCAUAUGGAUUGUGUGAAUGGGAACGAUUCAAUGGACAGCCUGGACUCCCAGAACCUCGAUAGGAGCAGCGAUGCCGAGAAAAGGACUCCUCAAAGUACGGCUGAGGGCUCUCAUAAUGCAGAUCAUGAAGAGCACAAAGACACAAGUGAGAGCAAACAAACUCAGGAGCACCCUCCUCAGGAUGGAGAGACAGUAACAGACAACACUGAGGAAGAUCAAGAUAAAGAAGGUAUGAAUCUUUGGACUCAGGUUUGAUUACUCAGUUUACUGUGAAUUUCUCUGACUAAAACACACUUUGAGUCUCAGAUCAGAAGGUUAACACAUCCCUCACUCCCAGUUUUUCUGUUUUCCCAGUAGUUGAUGAGUGUAUCUCAGGGGAGUAAGAAGACACAGGUGGGAGUUUUCACCCACUUCCACUUCAAGUUUCCUCAUUCUACUCGCUGAUUAUUUGAUCUUUCCCCGAUAAGCAAUUAAGCAUGUUAACAAAGUGCACUCGGUUUGAGACAUCCAAGUCAGCGCUUCGCCCACCUCCUAAUUAAGAUGAGAAAUCAGUGUUUGAUUAUCUUCUGGCUCGUCUGAUUUACGCUCUGUUAAGCCUUCAGAAUACAGUGCAUGAAUAAUGCAACAUCAGUUAUUCAGACUCCAAAAGAUGUCUCUCCUGGCACAGCAGAGAGUUUCAACCACUUUAGUAAUUAUAUAUAUAGCUAUUGUAGACACUGCCAACCUUCCAAUACGGAUCUUGAAAUGCUCUUCUGUAGUGUUUGGGACAGAGAUGAGCAAGAACGUUUGGAAGCUGAGGUAAUGAGGCUAUUACAGUAUGGAGGAGUCGUCAGAGGAUGGAUGCUGACACAAACUGUAGCUCCUCAAACGGAAGACAAAGUCAGCUGCACCACCCUCACUUUCAAGCUUUCAAGCUGAUGAGUUGAGCCUUUUGUUUCCAUCAAAGGGUUUUUCUUGGACCUCGAUAUGAACGGACAGGAAAGAGGCCAGAUGUUGUGCCUCUCGUAGCUUCGAGUGGAUGUCCUCCAUAUGCUCUUGAAUUACGCUAAUGUGGUUCUCGUUUAAUGAGAAAAACACAUUUAUUAAUAAAGCUCCUCUGUUCGUAUCCAGAUGUUUGCGAUCGCGUGAAGUCUUUGCAGCCGCGAUUGUUAACUCUUCCUUCAACAAAAAUCUGUCCAUUAGGGGUUUUCAAAGCCAGGAAACGUACCAGAAGUCCGUCAGAGCAGCUGAAGGGAUCUGCUGAGAGGACAGAGGAGCAGCCACAGCCAGUCCCUCCCCGUCCUCCAGUCGUGGUCGACCACCAGCGACUUUCGGUAAGAUUUUUCCAGAAAGCCCAGCAACAAUCCUUCUUGAUUCCACGCAUGCAGUUAUCAUUUUAUUCCAUUUUCAUUGGCUGUGCAAUUCACUGACUAUGAAUUGUUAAUUUAAAAGGUACUGUGAUGAUGAAGUAGAGGGAAAAUGACCGCUGGUAUUUGGAGCACCCCUACUGUACUUGAUUUCAGCUUUCUAUGGCGGUCUCUUCUGCUUCUCUGGAUGAUCGAAUUGCUCUUUAUGUGCAGACAUUUAUAUGCAAAGGCUGCGGGAUGAAUCACUCAGCGCAUUUUCAUUGGCUCGACCAUGGCAUUCAACUUGGCCCUGCUCGGUUUGACUGCCGUUUGCGUUAUCUUUAAAGAGCCAGAGGACGUAGCUCCACUGGUUCUUCCAUCUUCUCGCCAGCUUGAACCGACACAUGUUCUGUACGCCGCUCAUCUCUGCAUUUGGCGAAACACCUCCGCUUAAGAUUUUUGUGGGCGUUUGCCUUCAUUGGUGAGCUGAAGGACUCAAACUUCUCCAUCUCUUUGUCCUUCAUCCUUUCCAUAUCAUCAAACUUGUAAAAGGGGAAUUAAUACUGAGGUAAUUUAUGAGUUAUUAUUGUUAAAACUUGGCCUAAGAAGUCGGCACAUACAUUGAAAAUCUUCAUGAAAUGUGGCUUCAGCAUGGAGGAAGAGGAAACUCAGCCAUGGGUAACCAGCUUUAAGCUUCAUGUGAGCUGAUGCUGUCACUCUCUCCUCCUCACAUGGAUAACUCUGACUGCUCAGGCUUAUUUUGCCUUUUCCAUUCACACUUUAGUCAUGUCACAUUGUCUCUCCUCUCUUCACUUUAUAACUGUACAUUUGAGCCCCAAUUACAGUAACAGACUACGUUCACAUCUCUCAAUCAACAGGUGUUGUUUCUGCGGUUUAUGACUCAAACAUGAGCUUCUCCUCACGUCACUGCGUCCACCAGCAUGUGUCAAAGCAAAAAAAAAGAGCAAGUGGAGCAGCUCCAAUGUGCUUUGCACAGUCACACUGGGGUCCCGGCUAAUACCCCGAGUGUAAAUUGAAGCCUUGGUUCAGUGGGUUCCCCUGACAGCACUUCUCACUGAUCAGGUGGGGGGUGUUUGGCUGUAGGGCGCCCUGUGGUGUAAUUGAUGUAAAAGAAGUGUCUUCUGACACGAGUGUACUUCUUUCCUUUGUGCUCCAAAGUGACAUCCAGCUACCAAGCUAUUAUCUGGUGGCUUUUACCCGUGUCCCCCUGAGUGUGAUGAGGACAGCAGGGUAUGUGCUCUGUCUUCCUGAACUUGACUCUCUCAUUCAAAGUGAUUGACAGGCUUUUUAGUUGGCUUGAUCUCAGUGCCUCAGCCGGCUGCCCCGAUGAAGAACCGCACACAGAACUAAUGUGGAGGUUUAUUUGUUGGAGAGUGGAGAAGGGAUAUCUCAAAGAAGCAUAUUGUGAAAAAAGUUCACUGUGAAUGAUUUUGUUUUCAUUCCUGUCCGACAGAACAAAUUCAAUGUUAAAUAAGCAGGAAGAGUCGGUGUUUGCUCACAGGGCCGAGGCUGGCAGGCUGUCUGAUGUGUAUUUUGGCCUGAAGUGGGUGGUGUACUGCUCCAUCAGAAGCAUUCAUUGAUUGCAGAGGAUUCACAAUUUCUAACUUUUUAAUUUGAAGAAGGAGACUUUAAAUCUGUCUGUAAUGAAACACCAUCAGAGUGUAUCAAGUUCAGCACUCACAGCCUGUAGGACAGACAUGGUAUCACUUUUAUAUUCCUGAGCCAUGGUACAGUCAGUUAUACUCUGAUAUGCUUAACAAAAUCAAAUCAUGUUAUUGCCAGUUUGGAUGAAAUGUUACUCAAUGCCUUCUGGAUGAAAAUCUCAGCAUGAGUAAAUAGGUUUCGAGGCGUGUUUGUCUUUCUGCUCCAAAAUGUUUCUGAUAGUCAGCUGUUUGCUUUCAUCAGUAAUCAGACACUUGUCAACAGAUGGACUGGAAGAAGUGAUGCUGACGAUUUUAGACACAAGACCACAGAAACAUGAAAUCUGGCCUGGAAAAUUUCUCUCUAUUUGACAGAGAACACACAGAUUAUCGCCUACUCUGCUGUUUUCGGCAGCAGCUGCCCACAAGGAGUGAGUGUUUCUAGUUUCUGGCAUAGUAUGAGGUCCUCUGGCUUGAUACUUCACUAUUACAGUAUUUCAGGAUUUCCUGCUUCAGAGGAGCCUGUCAGGGGAAAUGGUCUAGUGUAAUUUUUCCACCUUCCAUCAAAUUUACUCCUAAUAUCAGCAGGGGGGCUCUCUGGCAAAGUGGCCAUCAUGAAUAUGUUAGUUGAAAAGUAAACAGCUUAAUAGCAGUGCUGGACUAGAGUUUGAUUGACAGUAAAAAUAGAUAGCGUACGAAGAGCUGCUCUUAUUUCUAUUUAAUCUUACUCAUGCCUUUGAUGGUGCAGCCGUUUGUGCUUGAAUUGCACUUAAAUAGCCGAAUCUGCAUAUGAGAAGCAGUCUUGUAAGUGGCUCACGCUGCAAGAUAUUAGGGGUGCACCGGUCCAACUUUUUAAGUGGUAAUAAAUACAGACCAUAGACUGUAUAUAGAGUGGACAACGUGGCUCCGCCUCCCGUCAUUUUACGAAUUUGAAGCCAAAACACCCCCGGUAUUUCUGGGAAUUUUCUCAAUUUCCCGAAACAGGCAUUUGCACAGUAAGCGCUUUGGCACAAAAUAGUCCAACACUAACUAGACCUCAACAUCGCAACUAGGGGUAAGGUAAGUUAUACGACUGUAAGGUUUUAGAUGUGAGGGCAGAAAGGAUGUAGAGCAGGACGGCAGAAUAAAGAGCAACAGGUUCCAGAGCUUUGGCUUUUUACUGACACUUCACACACCAAAAACCCGCUGAGUCUCAACCACAUGCAGCAACAAAAUACUCCUGGUAGACAGCCACACUCCUCAGGUGUAGCUGAUCCCCCUUAAUUGCAGCAGCAGGCCAGCAGAAGAGCCCCUCCCCCCUCUCACACACUCACUGCCCAAUCUCACCUGGCUUCUCUACCCUCAAGUCUCCUCCCUCACCAGUAAAAUCUUAAUGGCCUUUAAAACAUUUUUACACAAAACAAUAUGUACACGCAACAACAUCAAUUCAGUCGACUUAUAUACUAAUACAGUUGAGAAGAAAUGUCUAAUAAGCUGAGGAAAAUCUAAACAAGUCAAACCUAACAAAAUAUCCCCUCUAACCCCUUUCUUCUGAUCCCUAAACUCAGUCUCAGGGGGUUGAUCAGUCGGUUUUCCUGUCGGCGUGAAGAGCAGUAGCCUACAGUAUAUCUACAGUAUGGUAUCGGUCCAUAUCAGUUGGGCCCUAAUGCUAACUAAUGUUGCUCCAGCCUCAUCACUUGAAUCCUUCCAGUGUUUGGAUAACAGGAAUAUAAUGAGUUGAUUUAUACGACUGGGUGGGAACGUUCAGUUUUCCCUGGCUGCGUAUAUUUAUGUAUAUAUUUUUUUUCAGACAGUCUGAAAUGGUUUUGCUUUGUCAGCAUGUUUCUCUGUAUAUCACCCUUCCCUUUCCGACACACACUCCCACAGUGUUUGCACUAUCUAUAUAAAGGACAUUACAUGAACCGUCUUUGUUUACAGCAGCUAAUUGAUGGCCAAUCUCUCCAACAACCAUGACCGAACUUGACAUUUUCUGUUUUUGUUAUUUUUCUCGUAGUUCGGGAGAUGUGUUUUGUUUUCUUUGUGUAAAGGCUUAGGGUUCUUAUUCUGCAUUAUUAGCUAGCGUUUUUGGAUCUCCGCCGUCUUAAAUCCAUAAAAUAUUAACAUCUUUUCCUGCAGCCUAGUAACCAAACCAGAUAUUUUCUCACAACUUGUUUAUUUUCUUUUGAAUAGAUGAGUUGUUUUAUCAUGGCUCAAACCUGUGGUAGUCAGGGGUAUAAUGAGUUAUCAGUGACGCUCAUAAUAAUGAGAAUGAUACAUUAAUAUUCAAGUAAAUAUGGUGACAUUUAGAGUUAGGAAUAUCUGGUAUUCAAAACCUUAGUAGAGAUCAUUUAAAUACAUCUUGGUUUAAAACGCACAGUUAUCAGAGAAAAAUACUCAAAGCACAUAAAUAAUGUAUGUUAUGAUAAUGAUGUUGCUGUUCAGUGUAGACCCUUUGCUAAAGAGCACAGAACGAGAAGCUGUUUUCCUUCUCUGGAUUGCAAAUAAAUAUGCAAAUCUAUCAGAUAGAAAAUACCAGAGAUGUUAUGUUGUAUCCAAAAUGACUCUUUUCAUAUUUAAGAGGAAUCAGGAACCUCAGUAUGGAUGAACCUCUGCACAGCAGAAGGGGGGACCGUUUUAUUUUAUAUGCCAGGAGCAUGCUAAUGUGAUUUGUCAUGAUUGUCCCUGACCCUUAUGACACUAUCUGUCGCAUUACCUGUGUGACUGAGCGCCACAUUAUGUGCCACCAUAACUUGAUUUUCUUACCUCAGUAGCUCUCCAUCCACCUGUGUCAAAUUCACCCUCUGUCCUCACUGAUGGCUGUCAUGGUUUUCAUGGAAACAGACGAAUCAAAAUCAUUCGUUAUUCAAACAUCAGUAUUGAAGACAAGAGAAACCUGGUGAGGUGAAUCAGGAAAAUAUCAGUCUUUCAGCGAUCUUAGAGUAGUACCCUUUACUUAAUGUGUACUUCCAGUGUCCAUGUAUGAUGUAAAGACCUUUGACUUGCAAGAGGUAUUUUCAUAAUAGACUUUUAAUCUAAAAUGACAGUAAUUAAAAGCACAACAACAUUAGAAUUACUGCAUUGAGGCGUGUAGUACUAACAAAACUUUGUGAUUACAUAAGAGAAACUUUUUUUAAUACUGUGAGGCUGCUGGAUUAGAUCACUAAUAUUUUGCCAAUAUAUCAGGUAGGGGUGGGAGAAAAAAUCGAUUCACAUAAGUUUCGCGAUUUUUUGUUUUACAAUUUUUAAAUCGAUUUUUUUUUUUGUAAAAAAAACGAUUUUUUUUUUCUUUUUCAAAUUUAAGAAUAAAUCUUAAAAACUGAUUUACAUGUUAUAUAUAUUUUUUGGGGAAAUAUGGUUCCUGGAAUAGUCAGUAGACAAUCACAAUCAUUCAACUGUUUCACUGGUGUUAAAAAUGCAGACUAAAAAUCGAGAAAAUCAACAAUAUCGUAGAAACGCAAUUUAAAUCGAAUCGGCAUCCCAAAAAAUCGUAGAAGAAUUAAAUCGGGAGAAAAGCAUAUUGUCCAAGCCCUAAUAUCAAGUACACUCAACACUGCUUGAAUGGCACAUCAGUUUUUUGUAAGGUAAGCUAAAAUAAAAGUGCAGCUGGCCUGUCAGAGUUCUGUACAAAUUCAGAUGUAAACAGAAAUUCAAUUAUUCAGACAUUAUGUUUUAGUAAAUCGCUUCUUUUUAUGAGGAGAUCAGUUUGAUGCAAAUCUCUUCUACCAUCGUUCUGCUUUGUUCCUUGUAGACAUAUUCAUCCCAGGCCCCCUAGCUCCAUCUGCUGUGUUAACAAUUACGGGAAUAGAUAGAGAUGUGAGUGCAGAAAGCGACCUGAGUAAAGAUGGGGAGAGGAAGACGGGAGAUCAGGGGGUUUUAGAGGGGUUUCAGGUGAAAUGGUCCAUGUCAGUAGCAGUCUUUAACACGUGGGAUUACUGCCCCUUUGUGUGCGGUUCAAUCACUGAGCCCUGUGUUAGACACACUCACCAUUCAUCCCACAGUGUCACAGAGCUCCCCGAUCACAAUGACAGAAGCUGGGAAGUACAGCACUGCAAUCAAGUGGCUCACCGUGAGAGGACGAGAGAAAACAAAAAGGAAAAGACAAAGUGGCGAAGACUUAAAGAGAGUUAUAAACACUGAAACAGAUAAAGAUGAAAUUGUUUCUAUAUAUGUGGUUGCUCUUUAAGCCGGAGAUGGAAAACAUAAUGAGAAAUAAAACAAAAUGCAGCAGUCGUUGGAUGAAGAGAAGGUCACGACGGAGUCUUCGCAUCAUUACACAUAUACAAGAUGGGCUGUAAUGGUGCCAAUUAAAGCCUUUAUACAAUGAUGCUCAUUAGAGCUUUUAUACUACUGCUGUGGAAAUUGGCAUCUCUUAGUAAUGGCUCUCUCUUAUGUCUUUUCAUGGCUGUUUUCACACCGGUAAACUCCCAGAGAAACGGCACAGAAAGAAUCUUAUACUGUAUAUUUCAUUCAAAGAAGCUGAGAAGGAAACUGUGAUGAUUAUAACGACUUCACAUAGAAAAGCCACUUUGUACUCAACGAGAGCAUUGUGUUGUCUUUGUGUUAAUCAGGAAAACUGUUCUCUCCUUAAAGAAGAAAUCAAAUUCUAUAAAAGUGCAAAGACUGUUAUAAAACUAACGUCUCUGCCUCUGUAAUUCUACUUUGGCUUACUGUCAUUUCCUCUUAGCCGUUCGCUGAUGAGGCUUUGGCGAACAUCACGUCUGAUUGACCUUGGCAGUGCCUUGGAUUAUGUGUGGAACAAACAGUCACUGUAUCCCACACACUGAGGGUAUUUAAUUUAUAUGUUUGUCUUGUGUCAGUGAUGGUAACUUUAAUUAUUGGGCCUUUGCUGCAUCCGUCCUUGAAUUCUGAUGAGCUCUUUUGUUUGAAUAGACGCACACAUACAGACUCUGCUUUGGUUAAAUGUGGGGAACAGGUCAGUUAAAGGGACUGUCCAGAGUGUUGUAAUUAAAGUAGCAGUGAAAUGUAAACUCUUUCUUAUUAUGAUUCGCCUUAAUUAACUGUCAAUCUGAUAUUAAUUGCUUUCGAACACAGCUGACCUCCAAACACUUCAUCUCCAUGAACCAACAUUACCUAUUAGCCGGUGUGAGCACUUAUUCAACACUGUCUGACUCAUUAUAGUUUCUCCAAACACAUGUAAAUGUAUACUGUGUGCCCUGUCAGUUUUUUUUUUAUGUGUAAUAUGGUUGGUAUUUGUUCUGUUCUUCAGGCUCUUCUGGACAUGGCGGUGAAGAAGAGUGAAGGCUACAGCGUGGAGCAGCUAGAGAGACUUUUCUCUCUCCUCAGUCAGUGUAUCUACCAGCACCGUAGAGAGUACGACAAAACCCAGCUACUGGAGGUGAGACUCUUUCGGAUUAGCCUUUUGAAAUUCUUUAUUAGAACAAAAAACAAGUUAUUCAUCACUGUAGCACUAAUUGUUUAACAGUUUGAAUAAGAGAUGCCGAGCUUUAACGAUCUUUCAGUUUUAGUCUCUUCAGACAACAAAAGGUACACUUAUACACUUGCAUCUUUAUUUCUUUCCUCCGUGAGUGUAGGUGAACAAAAAAGUCCUUCACAGAAGGUCAUUUUUUUCGUGUUUUUACUGUCGAGAUCUCUUCAAAAUGUUCCUCACUAAAAUAGCUCCAGUAUAUUUUCCCAGAAUCCCAUCUGGUCAUCUGCUGCUGCUGUAGAUGUCAGUGCAGACAGCUGGCCAGAACUGGCAGCAUCUUGAUGCUGGUAGCCAGAGCUAGCUGUCAGGAUGUCAGAGAGAGGAGGCAGCAGAGAAAGAGGGGGGAGCAAACAGUCAGCCAGGUGGUGCCGCCUCUCGACAGGCUGGCUGGUGGAUGGUGAGGAAAGGGAGGGCUUGUGUCUGGGUUCAUUUUAUCCUACCAGCCCAAAUUGGUGUUGAAAUGUCAGCUUGUUGGCACGUGUUUUGUUUGCCUGCCUUCCCAGCGCACAUCAUGCUUUCGCAGCAGGUCAACUUCCCCGUUCCUCUCCAAACACCAGAAACACAGAAAUGCACACAUGGAUGCAGGGUUUAAACCCUUGAUGUUGCACUCCGUUGUUGUUCCUCGUGUUUUUCACUUGCUCCAAAGAUGAGUCAAAUGGAGUGCAUCCAUACAUUUAUCUCCUUCACUGGCCUGGACCUCCUCUGGGCUCACCUCAUCUCUAUCUCAGAAGAGCUGACCUUUCAGCAGAUGGAGUGGACUGCACCUUGCUCCGAGUUAAAGCCAGAGGGACCCUCUCUGUGCUUUGUACACAACAUGCCAGCUUUGAUCUCAUCCACAAAACGCUCUUGUUGUUGCCCCAGACCUUCAGUUUCUUUCCUUUGUGUCUCAGACUGUAAUUUCAGCUCCUGUGGGUGCCUUUGACCUCUAACCUGGGCUGCGACUUUUCCAGGGCUUUACACGCUGCUGGCCACGUCAGCUGAUGUCUAUUUCUCUGCUCGUUUGUGUGUUGGCCACUGAAGAAUCUCCUGCAGGUCUUUAGUUGGCUUUGUCAUGAUUUUAAAGAAGUGGAAAACACUGAAUCUAACGGUCUUAAAGUUCACUGAUUCUGUCUUCUUCUGAUACACACAGGGAUAGUCAUCAAAAUCUGAGUGUCUGCAUAUUUAACAAAGAGAAUUUAGACCUUCAAUCAAGACCCUUUGUACCAAUAUAUGCUCUUACAUGGACAUAUCUCCCCCAUACAGCAGCUUCUGUAGUGCACAACCCAAGUGUGUUGUCUUCAGAAACUUACAAACAGCAUGUAAAGUUGUUUUUUUAACUCAUUUUUGUACCUGGUGAUAAAAUAUUAGAACAAAAACAGCUCCCAGUAACCAGUUUUCUUCCAAAGGUUCAGAAAAAUUGAACCUUGGGAUAAAGAAAAACAAAGUAUUUGAGAUAGAAGGACCCGCUAUGAGAGAAGGAUACACUAAAAAUAAAAUUACAACAUCGUUGUCACUAAUGAGUUGCUCUAGAGUUGAUUAAGUUCAAAUAGAAUAAAACAAAUAAUACUGGAUUACUCUUGUAGUUCUCUUAUUGAUGCCCCACUUGGGAGGACAGACUCAUUAAUCUGCCAUGUUUUACCAAUCGAGGGAAUAUUCCUUCUGAGAAAUCAAACCGUCUCGCUACUUUCUACUCCGACUGGAAGGAAAAAGAGCUCUCCAGGCUGAACAUUAGGUUUUAUUUGGAUGGAUUGGGGUAACAGAGGGUGUAGGUGCAAAAACCUUGUUUGGAUUGCCUCCUGUAUUUCAAGGAUGACAAGGUGAUCUGGCUUCAGGCUGAUAGACUUUACAUCAGAGGCGCGAAGCAUCAAAGUGAUGAGGAGUUUAUUUGCGCGUGGGUGUAGAGCGAGACGCUGCAAACAGAGAAGUGUUAAAAGCAUCAAUGUGUCUAAACACAGGCUGUGCCUGAUGAGCUGAAGCUUUCAGGGGAUUUUCCACAUCAGCAACUUUUACUCAGUUUGCAUGCUCGCUCUGGUUUUUGAACCCCGUUAUAAGUAGAGUGAAAAGCUUGGAAAGGUUGAACAGGUGGAAACUUUGUUCACUUUAUUUCAUCGUAGUACCAGUUUGACAUGUACUGCAAGUAGACGAGAACUUGAGAUCAUUUUGAAUAGGGCUGGGCGAUAUUGCCUCAAAUCAAUAUCAUGAUAUAUUGAGCAUUUCACCUCGACAACGAUAAAUGGAUGAUAACUACUCCACAAGCUGCUCACCCACUCCCACGUUAACUUCCCAUAUCUCCUCACCUGUCUUUCCCUCUUUGUUAUGGACUGGAUGGGGUGGAGUCAUGUCUCUGAUGUAGGACAGCGUAUUAAAGGGAUAUUAGACUAUAGCCUACCUACACACAUCUUAAAAAAACAAGUUUUAUUUCUUUAUUUUUUUGACACCGAAUGCACUGAUAUGGGCAAAAUGACGUUGGUUAUUGUUGUAAAUUUCAGUAUCGGUAAAUGUUCGGUUUAUCGCCCUGCCCUAAUUUGAACUCUAGAUUUCAUAUUUUGAAUUUAAAGUCAUUUUUGCAACACUCACGGUUGUCUCAAUGGGGAUAGAAUUUAAGAGCACUCAAUUAACUUAAAAACCUGUUAAUUUGUCUUAAUUUAUUUUAUUUUUAUUUACUUUUUGGGCAAUUUUUCCCUUUUUAAAAAAAAAAAAUUUUAAUGGAUAGUACAGGGUGAAAUGUGGGGAGAUAGAGAGAGAGAGAGGGAGGAGGACAUGCAGCACAUGGUCGGCUGCAGGGACAGCGGUCCCCAUACAUGGGGUGGGCUAACCCACUUGGCCAUCUGCGCACCCCCAGUAAUAUGUCUCACUUUGCUUUUUGUUUUGUUAGUCAGAGAUGGAAAAGUCUCAGAGUGAGCGAGAGCUUAGUUUCUCAAAGAAGGAAAGUGAAUUUAUUUUUACAGUAAAGUUGUCCGUUUAUAACUUAACUUGCAGAUGUUUGAGGUUGGUAUCAGAUCUCAGCGUCUGUCUGAGUGACUCAGCUUUUCGGAUGGGAGAACACACACAGUGUAACAUCUUCAAUGCAUUAAUCAUGGUCUAUAGCGGACUAAAAUCCGUCUCUUCUCCUCCGGCUCUGUUCAGAUUCAGUCAGUGUCAAACUCUGCUGUUUUCACGCUGAGAAAAAUCACCCGUCUCAUUCCAGCACAGCUUUGCUUCACUUAUAUCAUCUAUCACGGUGAAACUGUUGUUAGCUGUGGGAAAUUCACAAGUUAUAUAAAACCGGAGUGCACAGAUGCUUUUAUAAACACAAUCCAGUUAGCGGUGUUGCUUGAGACUAACUGUGUGUGUCCUCCUCUGUGUUUGUUUGUGUGUGUCUGUCGCCGCAGGAGAUGGAGGAGAAAAUCCAGCAUUUUGAUACAUUCCUGUGAGACAGAGAGAAAACUUAUCAGGUGCAUCCUGAAAGCCUGGGACCACAAAGACACAAACUGAGCGGAGGAAAGUGAAGGAACUUCUGCGUCCAGCCCUCGACAACACAAACACACCAAGACACACGAAGACACACAGACACACCGCCCUUCUUCUGCAGGGAGGGGGAACACAACGAGGACAAGGUUGAGGACAGAGACAUUUAAUGGUGCUAUCGUCUCAGGAACCUGGCCAGAUCCAGAACCCAUUCUACACAACCAAACUCCUAGAGGUGUGUCAGUCACACACAUGCACACACACACCAACAGUGACGGGCAACCCUGGUGCUACUCGGGUGCUAUCUUAACUUUUUAUCCAUGCUGCUCUUGGGAUUUCUUCUUAACUCGGAUGACUAGCAAAACCAACAGAUUGGGUGAUGUCAUAUUGCAACAUGACUGCUGCUCCCUUUUGAGCGGCGCUAUCAUAUCCUCGCUCACACACACACACACUUAAUACUACAAACACACACACACACACACACGCUCAGAUCCUCACCAGCAGAAUUAAUGCAGAGUGCCGCCAGGAGAUGAGGACAGAUAAUGUUCUGAAUCACUGAACUACAUCGCUGAGCCCAUCUUGCCCUCGAGUGGAAAUACUUCAUCGCAGGCGAGUCGUCACCUCGCUAUUAUUCGGCUCAUUUUGUCUACCAUUUUAGCUACCUGAUUAAUUCAAUAUCUGAGCCAGCGUCAAGGAUACUCACCCAGAACAAUAGUUUACAAAGUUUUACAACAACCGGUUGAGGUUAGCACAGCAGGACUACAACCCAUUAAGUCCUCUUUUAUGAAGGCUGUUAGCCCCCUCAGUGUUUGAUGAGCUAAUGCUACCUGCAGGUCACCCCCACACAGACCACCUCUUGCGUUGAGUCUUAGCAGAUUGUCAUGUUUUUAACAGUUGUGUUAGCUGAAUCCCCCUCCCUCUCCUCAUUACAUUCUCAGUCUGGAUAUCUCCCCCUCCCUGUCAAGCUGUGCUACCAGUUGAUAUUUUUCCCCCCGUACACCCUGGCUGAGGAACUGGAAGCAGGACAAAUUGGACGGCGUCCAGAGUUUGCACUGCCUAGUGUGUGCCUUAUUUCAAAAAUCUAUCUAUGAAAACUCUGAAAAUGCGGAGCAGGACUUUUUCAGCUAAUUUUGUGACGAUGAUCAGGCGCCGAGUUAGGGGUGGCUCCCAACCACUGAGGUCGCAGAAGUCUCUGUGCAUCAAAAAAAUAGGAAUCUUUAAUGUCAGUAGGUCUUUAAAAACAUAUCUUGGUGAAACAUUUCUAACUCUGGCCAAAAUCUUUGUACAUCUGAGGAAUAAGAAGGAAUUUUACACGCUACUUACCCUCUCUGGCUUCAGUCAGACGCGUCUCAAGCACUUGUAAUGUUGUAAUGAUAUUUAAAUGUAUUCAUGCCCUGUAAAAGACAGACUGACGAGGAGGUCAGUGUCAGCUUAAGCAGACAGCCAGUCUACGAAAAACACACAUUUUUUUUUCUUCAGUUGUUCAUAUGCAACAAAUGAAAUAACCGAGGAGUCGAAUGAUUCAUGGUGCCAAGUGUUCUCUCACGCUCAAAAAGGUGCUGACAUGACGGUGCCUGUUCUGUAUCCACUCUGAAAAGUUUUCUCUUAUUUGGUCAUGAAAACGUAUGUAUUAUGUUGUGCAUUUGAUAAUUAUUUUUUACUUUUUUUUAUACAACGCUUUGCUUAAGUUGAGAUUAUUAUUUUUUUUUGCAUGGGAUUGUGAAUCCAUAAUGAACAAGGCCAUUCUAGGCAGUGCCCGUCACUAAGGUGUAAAGAAAAAAAAAAAAAAAAAAGGAAAAGCAUGAUUUAUUUUUUUGAUUUCCUCCUUCAGAUGUGUGAACCGACAGUGUGGAUUACUUUCACUUUAUUCUUCUCCACAGCAGACUAGAGAAGCUGGAUUCUCAUGUGUGGCCAACACAGUAUGUUCUCUGAGUGCAGUAAAUAAAGUAUUUACUGAAGCUUUAUAAGGUUUAAAGGCAUUUUGCCGUAUUUUUGAGCAGGUUUCGACUGGAGAAGGCUCUCUCUUUCUCUCCCAGUUAUCUUGUCCAAUCCUCAAACCUCUUGGUGCAACUCUGACCCCAGCUCACCUCUGCCUUUUUUUCUCAAAUGUUUGGUGACUAAAGCAAAGAUCAUAUGCAAACUGGCAAUGACAGGUUAGCACUUGGACUACUGCAGAGAGAAAAAAAAACAACGCUACCUCAGCUUAAUUUAUUUUAAUGCGGAAACUGUUUACUGGGUACAAAAACAGUAUUUUCCCUCCCCUGAAAUACUGUUGCAACAUCGACAGUACCAGCGAAGGUACCAGAUCAGUGCAACCACAGCUGCUGCAGUAAUCCAAGAGUAGUUUAUAUCUCUCCAAUUGUUAUGUAUGUUUGCAUUUGAGCCAGAUGAUGAUUGCAGAAAUUCAUAAACUGUAUAUUUUAUGGUUUAGUUUCAGGUUCAUUUCUACUCUCACUGAGGAGCUAAUUCUAGACCCGCUCCUCCUUCAUAUUUCGAUCUUCACCUUCUUAGACGUUCUCUAGAUCUUUCUCUGCCUCCUCACAUCCAUCGCCUUUUUCUUCUUUUUUUAUUUUUUUUAUUUUGCAGAGUUUCAUCUCAUGAUUGUCUUUAUUUAUUGUUCAUGUUUUACAUCUAAUGUUCGAUAAAUUGUCUUUUUUUUUUGUGUUGUUUGAAAUUAAACAAAUGGGGAAGCUUCAUGCGUCCGUUUUAACCGUUUUGCUGAAUUGCGUAGCGUUUGUGUAGCAUGUUUAUUCGGCGUGUGCGGGGGAAUAAAGGGUUUACAGGUCUCUCAGGUUCAACACGCAACAACAUGCCCUUUCCACUUUUCUAUUUAUUUCAUUGUUCGGAUGUUUUUCUUUGUUCAUGUGGUUACAGACUGUGGCAUACUGGAAGAGACUGACAUUAAGAUGGAUGUGAUAUUAAACAAACCGUAGAGUCUGUCAAGUUUAUCCCUAAAAAAAUAAAACAGGACCAGGCUAACUUUCUUUUAAAUGUUCUUCACUUUGUCUCCACUUUCUGCCAAAAGAAUUAUUUUUUAUGAAUUAAAAAAAAAACACUUAUGGAAAUAAAAUGGGUAGUUUAAUGUCAUACAUUGUGAUCUUCCUUUCUUAUUAUAAAUUGUAGCCAGUUUGGACUAACAACCAAUUUUUGUCUGGUAGUUGAGACGACUUAGUCCAGUAUGCAGAAGGAAAGGGUUUGUUCUAUCCUGAAUUUCUUUGUUCUUCCCUUUUUUCACAGUUUUAUUUAGUCGACUUUCCAUAGCUUUGUCUGUUUGUUUGUGUAUUUAACACACCUGUUCACAAUUGUUACUUUAGUGUAAGUUAUAUUUGAAAUGAAACAUUUACUGUAUUUCUCAAAUAAACUGCUGUGAUAUACUUGAAUAAAAGGUUCAAACUGUAAACUUCA